GCCCCGCCCCCGCCGAACGGUGACUGCGCUGUGUGGGCCAAGCGGCCGCCGUUGCUGCUGCUGCUGCCGCCGCCGCCGCCAUCCCUUCCUCUUCCUCCUCCUCUUCCCUCCUCCUCCUCGUUUCUUUUUCUCCUUCUCCUCCUCCUCCUCCUUCCCUCCUUCUCCCCCUCCCUUCCUUCUCCCCGCCUCAGCCACCACCAUGGCGGAGCCGCCUGCUCCCGCUGCCCCGCCGGCAGCCCCGGCCGCUCUCCCCGCCGCUGGCUCCCAGCGGCUGCUCUUCACCCACGACCUGGUGUCCGGCCGCUACCGGGGCUCGGUGCGCUUCGGCCUCGUCCGCGUCAUGCACGGCGAGGACUCCGACUCUGAGGACGACGACGGGGGGCGAGGCCCCGGAGCAGGAGGAGGCGGCGGCGGCGGCGGAGGGAGCAGUGGCGGCGGCGGCGGCCCCGGGGGAGGCGGAGCGGGCAGCUCGGGGGGCUCCGAGUCCGGGGGCCCCUGCGGCGGGGAGGAGAGCCGAGGGAGCCCCCUCCGCCGCGGCUACGUGCGCGUCCAGUGGUACCCGGAGGGCAUUAAGCAGCACGUCAAGGAGACCAAGGUAACCGAGGAGGAGGAGGAGAAGCCGCCGCCGCCCUGGGCCUCGUUUGCAUCUCAUCUGCAUCUCAUCUGCAUACGGCGAGGGAGGGAGGGGGAUAGUAGCUGGGGAGGGGGGCUCCAUUGGCAGGACUCCGGAGGAAUGGCAGGGUCUCCGUGGGGUGUAUGUCUCCAGGCCAUGUGGGUGGGUAUAGUAUCUGGGGUGCCCCCCACCCCCGGAAAGUUGGGCAUGGUCUCUGACUCGGGGGUUGCGGAAAGGCAGCUCCUGGCCUCGUGUCUCAAUCACGCCUUGCAGGGGCCCACCUUGCACCAGUUAAGGAUGCGCAGCAGCUUCUGGACCAAACGGGUUUUCUAUUCGUUAGGCCUCCUCUCUCCCACCCAUUAUGCUCUCUGCACCACAAAGGAAAGAGAGCACCACAUUCUUCUCUCUUUGCUCAUAGCUCCUGAAAAUACUGGGUUUAUAUUCCGCAAUACAUUCAAUAGUGAAUAUAUUCCCCAGGAGAUACGAUCUCAGUUCUGCAUGCUCCCAAUCUGGGCAUCUAUUAUUACCUGCAGUUCUGUAUUGGGUGGGAAUUCAGGUGAUCUAUUGGAAAUCUUCGUUCUUGAGCUUAAUUGUGGCCUCUCUGACUUCCUGCAGUGAUAUGUGCUGAGGGUUUCUUGUUCUGGGGAACUGCAUAAAAUUCAGUUUGUUUUUUUUAAGCAGAGGAUACAGUAAAGCUGUAGGAUUUCAAAUAUAUGUGGGGAUGGAUAUUGUUUAGGGUGUACAGAAAGCUACCGGGAAUAAUUACGACUUAAUGUGCAUUUCAUUAGCAAUCAUUUAGAUUAAUUUAGGUUUCUGUAAUGCUACUUGCUAAAACAUGAUGAGGGUAUUAAUAUUGUUCUCCACAAUCCGUUGUUAAACUCUAAACAAAUAUUUUAUACUAAUAUGGUUGUUUUCAGUUUUUUGCUACACUGUACUAGACAUUGCUUUGUGGCAUAAGCAAAGGGAAUGUUUCAAGUGUGAGAUGUUGAAGGCUAGGAAUUCAUUGGGGCAAAACCCCCUGCAACCUCCCCAAUCCCCUGUUUACAUAGGAAAUGGGUAAGUGUUUGUGCUGUGUAACUUACAUAAUGAGCGCAAAGUUGAGGCCUAAAUAAAAAGGCUUCUGUGUAUGCCCAUGGGGUGCAGACCUGAGUGAGUUCAUGACUCUACAUUUUCCCUCACAAGUGCAUCUGUAAGCUAGUAACUACAUGUUAUUUGGAAUGUUGACAAGGGCCUAAUGUCUAGUGAACUCUAACUACUUCUCAAAUUUCAUUGAGUGGUGAUACAUAUGAGGCACGAGAUUAGCGGGAAGGGGUGGACACUGAAGUAAUACCAAGAGGACUUAUAAAUGAAUGUUGCAUGGAUCGAAAAGCUUGUGAUAUAGUAACAGAAGAACUGCAUGCUAUGAUGGGUGGAAGUACUGUAAGCAAUUCUGAGUAGCAGUGUCUUUGAUAUGGAAAUUGUGUGCGCCUCUCAAAGGAAGUGGUGCAUUAAUUUUAAAAUCGGCAUGUUUUAAGUCACUUUUAGUCUCUCCACCCCCACCCCUGCAACACAGUCCAUUAAGUUCAUACAGAGCAGAUAACAACGUCACUUGGGGGCGGGGGAGACCUUCAAAGCUACAACCUAAAAGUGAAAGGCUUCUGUUGCUACAGAAAUGGACACAUUUCUCAAAUGCAGUAUGAGCUUUCUCCUUUGCAGGAAUAAGCUUGGAAGUUUUUUCUUUGUGAUUUCUAGGUUCUUCAUCAGAAUUUUGCAUUUUAUCUAGUUUUCCUUAUUUCCACAGUGAGACAGAACUUGGAAAUCAUGGAAUUUGCAAAAUAGUAGGUGUAGACUUCAUUACAGAGCCUUUCUAAAUUUAUAUAUAGUUCCCAUAUAUUCAGACCCACCCACCCAACACGAUACAGUACUAGAAAUUCAACUUUACAUGGAAUUCCAGCAGCCUUGGCGGCCUAUAAAGCCCAUAAGUAUGGUGUGGUGAUAGGCAAAUUGUUAAAUGUUUUGUUUUUAUAUAUGUUGGAAGCCGCCCGGAGUGGCUGGGGAAACUCAGUCAGAUGGGUGGGGUAUAAAUAAUAAAAUGAUCGAGAUGCUGAUGCUGACUGGGGAGAUUCUGGUUCAAAUCUCCACAAAGCCAAGAACUUCACUGAGUGUUCCUGGCCUGAGCUAAGUUAUGGUGACUGUCCUGUUUCAAUAGAUUAGAACAAAAUAGGGGAGGAUGAGAACCAUAAAUUUCACCUUGAGUUUUUUAGAGGAUGGGUGGGAUAUAAUGUAAUAAAUAAAUAAGCACUGUCAUCCACUACUCAGUAUUUAUGCCAAAAUGUAUAUUCUUUGAGUGUCAAAUGAGUGAAUUUAAUUUACAUUUUAUUUUAGGUUUCAGAUAGCUUAAAAUCCAUAGGAUUACAAUUGCAUGAGUGAGCAUCCUGUUUUUUCCAUAGAUAAGAGGCUUAAAAACUUUGACCAAUCCCUUUCUCAGAUUCAGACCCGCCAUGAAUUUUUUACUUCUAUCUAAGUAGGUGGAGUGGAUCAAAACUCACCAGCAUAUCUCACAAUGUAUACCAACUAGCCAGUAAUUUUUGGAGUUUCCUGCCUUUGUCACAAUAAAUAGGUGUCACAGGAAAUGUUUCCAGAUCUGUGUGUAUACUUUCAACCAGGUUUGCACUGCCUCAUGCAAGCCAGGUAACUAUAUAAACAAUCAUUUCCCAUUACACCUUUUUCUCCUCUUCCUCCCCCUCUGGGAAUUAGGUGGCGCAGUUUAGGAAGGCAUAUCUGAAAUAAUGGACAUAAAACAUAGGUUGUGGUUCAUUGCUUUGUUGUGAAGUGCUGCUGAGCAAUUUUGUAAAAUUAUCUCUCAUUAAUCCAAUCGUAACACUUAAAAUAAUGCAAAGAGCCCAACCCAAUUAUUUCAUUUUCAUUUGCUUCAAGUCUGUUAGGGUGAGGAAUACAGAUAUUGUAAAAUAGCAGCUGCAUUAGCAGAAACAGAAAAUAGGUGGUGCUGUCUUGGUCCAAAUGUAAGCCAUACCUGCAAAUAAGCCACACCUUUAAAAUUUGGGGGAGAGGGGAGACAAUACCCGAAUAUAAGCCACUCCCUUUAAAUUCCACAGGCAUUCACACCCGUAAAUGGCAACUGUAGAAGAAAAUCCUAUGGCUACUAUUCCCCCGCGCUCCCGGGCUGCUUCCUGGGGUGGGGGGAGCUGUGCUGCUUUGCUGGCAGCCUCCCCACCUCCUCCCCUUCUUUCUGGUGGUUGGGGGAGGCUUGGGAGCCGUGGUCGGGAGAGGCGCUGUUGUCCCGCACCCCCGAUGGCCCUCAUGAUGGUAUCCUGGACGGGGGCGCACUCUCCAUUCCAGCCUUGGAAGGCAAGGCAGGGCAGCGGACAUGGGCAGCUGUUUUAGCAGUGAUAUCGUAAGGUUGCGAAUAUAAGCUGCAUUUUAACUUUUCAAGGUCGGAAUUGGGGGGUGGCAAGUGGCUUAUAUUCGGGCCAAUACGGUACUUGUUUCUGCAUAUUAACAGUUAGGUAUCUUGGCAAAAUAACGAUACUUUAUAGGCUGUUAGUGGUGGCUUUGUGUAAAACUUGCAAAUCCUCAGCAUUUUGGAGAACUAGACACAAUUACUGCAGUAAGUUGGAAUUAAUAUAUCUUUAGCCAUUUCAUUUUUCAAAUUUGCUUAAAAUGAAAAUUUUAUUGAUUUCAUGUCAGUUUGUAGGACUUACUGGGUUAUUGGUAUUAAUUUCUAUCUACCACCAGAAGUUGCAUUCACAUUCCUUCUCCCCCUAUGGUUUGUUCCAUUGAUUUCUUAGCCUUGCCUGCUGACUCAUAAAUGAGAUUACUGAAAAAUCUGUUCUGAGUUCUUUUUCUUUGGUUUGCUUCGCAUAGUGUAGGCUUAUUUUAAGCUAUAGUUGUGUAAGUGCAGGGGUCGACAAAAUUUUUCUGCAGGGGGCCGGUCCACUGUCCCUCAGACCUUGUGGAGGGCCAGACUAUAUUUUCCAAAAAAAAAAUGAACGAAUUCCUAUGCCCCACAAAUAACCCAGAGAUGCAUUUUAAAUAAAAGGACACAUUCUACUCAUGUAAAAACACGCUGAUUCCCGGACCAUCCGUGGCCAGAUUUAGAAGGCGAUUGGGCCUGAUCCGGCCCCGGGCAUUAGUUUGCCUACCCAUGUGUAAGUGCAUGUAAGAAUAGGUCAUAAGUUGGUUAAAAGGUACCCCUGCCCGUACGGGCCAGUCGUGUCCGACUCUAGGGUUGUGCACCCAUCUCACUUAAGAGUCCGGGGGCCAGCGCUGUCUGGAGACACUUCCGGGUCACGUGGCCAGCGUGACGAAGCUGCUCUGGCGAGCCAGCACUAGCGCAGCACACGGAAACGCCAUUUACCUUCCCGCUAUAAAGCGGUACCUAUUUAUCUACUUGCACUUAGGGGUGCUUUCGAACUGCUAGGUGGGCAGGAGCUGGGACCGAAAGACAGGAGCUCACCCCGCCGCAGGGAUUCGAACCGCCGACCAUGCGAUCGGCAAGCCCUAGGCGCUGAGGUUUUACCCACAGCGCCACCCGCAUCCCGUGUCAUAAGUUGGUUAGUUGCUAUCUAACUUGCCUUGUCGGUUGGUUUCUCCGUUAUACUAGAGUUGCAACAUGUGUUCAGUUGACAAGUAUGAUAAAUAAAAACAGUGUUCCUCUUUAAUUUUGAAAUAUUUUGUGCCCCUUUUAUUUAUUUUGCAAGUAAAUCCUGCUCAUGGUAAUGUACAAAUGCCAAUUGUCCAGAAUUUGCUUUGGAGAUGUAUCCUCCGCUUGACAUGGUAUUUACCUAGUAGUAGAUGUACUGUUGCUUAAAGAAUGAUACUGUAAAACAGAAGUGGCUAACUCCCAACCUGGGGGCCUGAUCUGACACUCAAGGCCCAACUGAUUUUGGUGCUGGAGGAAGCAAAAAGAAAACAAAAAACAAAGGAGAUGCAGUAUUUUCUUCCCAGCUCAGCACUCUGGUGGUAAUGGAAAUUGCCCCCUCCAGAUAUCAGGUUCAACAUGUGAUGAGCUGGGUCCGGUGACUUACAUUCAUCAGGUGACUGAUAUGAUGAGCUGGGAAGGGGGUAAUUCGCAUCCACAGAACCCAGCUAGCUGAUGGAGAUACAAAUUGCCACCUCCCCAUUCAUCAAGUCAGUGCCCCCUUCCCAGAUAAUCUGGACAUAUCAGCUGAGGAGGAAGGUUUGUAUUUUGUGUGAGACUCAUUUUUGUUGCAUCCCUGUUGGCAUGUGCCCCACCCCACCCCUGGAUUGGCCAAGGAUGAAUAUAAGUUAGUCACCCCUGCUGUAAAAGAUGCACAAUACUAAAGCCUGCAAACCUUGGGCAGGAUUUGCCUAAGGAGCCCUAUAAGGGUUUCCCCCCUUCUCUUGCUUUGUGUCUCUUUGAAAUUGGCUUGGGUAGGUGUGUCAAAAGAGCCCUUAGAGCAGUGCACAAGGAGGGAAAGGGGGAAUCAUUCCAUCUGGCAAGCUACAAUGCACGGCUUGAUGUUGAAUUCCACCACUUGUAUUCUUAACGUUCUGUUUCGUGUUUAAUAUUGUACACACUUCAAUUUUUCAAAUACAGUGGUACCUCUGGUUACGUACUUAAUUCGUUCUGGAGGUCCGUUCUUAACCUGAAACUGUUCUUAACCUGAAGCACAACUUUAGCUAAUGGGGCCUGCUGCUGUUGCCGCGCCGCCGGAGCAUGAUUUCUGUUCUCAUCCUGAAGCAAAGUUCUUAACCCGAGGUACUAUUUCUGGGUUAGUGGAGUCUGUAACCUGAAGCAUAUGCAACCUGAAGCGUAUGUAACCCGAGGUACCACUGUACUAGUUUAUUUAAAGAAAUGAUGUUGAAACUGUUUAUUUCACACAUACACACACACCUUCUCCAUCUACUUUCUGUGAUUCGUUCAUGCACCACUUUCCGGAGAGUAAUUCUGUGGGAUUUAUGUACAUACAUGCAAAGUGAAUUGAUUAAAACUCAUACUCUAUUGACUAAGAUGUCUUUAACCAGGAGGUUAAAGCCUUAGGUUAUACAGACCGUCUUCUUAAGUAUUAAAAUAUAUUCUAAUAAAUCCAAAAGACUCAAACUAUACAAUUUCAUGGGCUUUGGAUGAAACUGUAUAAAAUGCUGUCACCCUUCCACCUGCCUCUGCCCCUAGCUUUGGUCUAACUUAUGUUUUAACAAAAUUGUAUAAGCAUAUCAUGCAGAAAAUGCAGGAAAAUGGUGGUUUGGGGAAGCCUCAUAGUUGGAGAGGUAGGUGAUGAGUUUGAUUACUAACAGUUCAAAUAUGUAGACCGGUGGAGAGGUGCAUAGAGACCUGUGGAUGUGUUCUCUGUUUCUAGAAACAGGUAAAGGACCCCUGACCGUUAAGUCCAGUCGCGAAUGACUCUGGGGUUGCGGCGCUCAUCUCGCUUUACUGGCCGAGGGAGCCGACGUUUGUCUGCAGACAGUUUUUCCAGGUCAUGUGGCCAGCAUGACUAAGCCGCUUCUAGCAAACCAGAGUAGCGCACGGAAACACCGUUUACCUUCCGCUGCAGCGGUACCUAUUUAUCUACUUGCACUUUGACUUGCUUUUGAACUGCUAAGUUGGCAGGGACUGGGACCAAGUGACAGGAGCUCACCCCAUCGCGGGGAUUUGAACCGCCAACCUUCCGAUCGGAAAGCCCUAGGCUCAGUGGUUUAGACCACAGCGCCACCCACGUUUAUGAGUGUUUCUUAAUUCAUUCCUUUUACACCAAGAACAUUGAACUCUUUCUUGUCCCUGAACCCUGUCCUGAUUGUUUAUAAGUUUGUGGCAGUUAGAGUAAUCCUGAGCCCUUUAUGAUACCCUUGCAGUUCAGGAAAUGACUUGGGGAAGUCUCAUGUGUUUUCUUGUAUUUUAUUGCUCACCGCCCUGUGACUCUUGGGUUGAAGGGUGGUGUACAACAAAAUAAAAUAAAUGCUGCUGUAGCAAAACAAAAGCUGGUAUUAUUUUCCCCCUUUGAUUUUGUUGUGCUUUUCAGCUAAAAUAGCAUCCCGAACUCUCAACUUUUCUCAGGGCAAUCAGCAUUUAUUCAUUACAAACAUUAAUGUGAGUCAUAAUUGUCAAUAUAUAUUUCAAAUCUGUCAGUAUGUAGAGGAUAUCAGAAAGAUAAACAGCCCUCGCAUUAAAUAUUGUUGACGGGGUAAGAAUAAAUGCUGAUUGGUUUGAAGAAUUGGGAGUUCUGAUGCAUUAGCUUAGGUUUUUAAUGUUCUGAAGCAUUAUUCUAUGUUACCCACCUAAGAAACCACAUCUAGCAAACCUCUUGCUUCUGACAUUUAUUUUACUCUCUUGGGGGAUUACUUAGGAACCACCUGGCAUUCACAGUGGUUUGAGACUGAAGGAAAACAAAAGGCUUACUGGAAUUGCUGUAGGUCUGUAGAAUUGAAUGAAUAGCCUGCUCCAUUACUGUUGUAUUUAUUGCGAGGUUACUCGCCAUUUACUUUCCUUAGUUCGCUCUGCAGGUUAAAGUCUGUGAUUAAUUUUAUUUCAGUAUAUAAACUUGGGGCUUGUGCUUUUGAAAUCUUUAUUUUUGUCUCCUUGAAUAACAAUUCCAGCAGCCUGUCUCAGAGCAGUGAUGGGAAUCUUAUCUUUCUGGAUAGUCCUUACACCCAAGAUUCAUUAGCUAGUGUGGAUUUUGUUAGCUAAUGUUAGUAUGUGCUGUUAGCAUCCAUCCGUCUCAAGAGACAGUGGAGUGCACCUCUGAGUGUGAAGUCAAACCGCUCUGUUAGCAGCUCCGAAGUGACCUCCCUGGGGUGCAAGCCUGGCAGUGUGUAUGGAGGUCCUAGGCUGCCCAGACAUCAAGACCAACCCCCGACCUCACUAAUGUGGUCCAAAGGAAAGCAGAUCAAUACAUUUGGCACCAGCUUGGCUGCAGGAGCUGCUGGAAGGAGGCAUAAAACCAUCUUGGGGACUCCACUAUGUAGGAUUUACUCCUUAGCCUUUUCCCACAAGACAGUGAAGGUUUAGGAUCAGAGUCUUCCUUCCCAAAUAGUCUGCCUUCCCAAAUUGACGAGCCCCAUUUGCCCUCACUUCCCUCUACAGCACAUGUAGAAACCGCCUUCUUAACCAUUGAACCCACUAUUGGUCUCGUCCGCUCAAUCUGCUGGAGUCUCGCAGGGGAAUUCCCAAACUCACUGAGGGUUUGAGACACAUCGGCUACCCUCACCUGGUUUAGCUGGCCAGUCAAAGCCAUUCCCCGGGUGUGGCCACUGUCACAUGCUGACAGCUUCCAGGAGCCACAGGUGAGAGCUAAGUAUUCCAAAUUUAGUAAUGCCAGAAUUUAUUGUAGUAGUUAGAAUUUUGACUCAGGCCAGCAAGAUCGGAGUUCAACUCCCAGUUCAUUUAUGAAGCUCACUGGGUGACUUUGAGUAAAUCGUUCAUGCUCUGACAAGCUCACUUCAUAGCAUAGCUGUCAACUUUUUUCUUGCGAGGAAUCUAUUCGGAAUAAGGGAAUUUCCCUUAAAAAAAAAGGAAAACAUUGACAGCUAUGCUUCACAGGGUUGUUGUGAGAAUGAAGGGAGGCAGCCCCAAGUCUCCAUGUCAUCAUAUCUGGCUUUGUUCCUCCUCAGCCUAACCCUUGGAACUACCAACAUAGCGCUUGUGGGUGUAUGUGUUCCUGUCAGGAACUUCCUGGCCCCCACAAUGACUUCCUCCCCUUCCUUAAUAUUAGGUCUUCAAUUUUUUGAAGGCUAAUUGCAGUGUGGGGGCAUUUGGGAGGGGUCACCACUGGGGAUGAAAAUAUAAAUCGUCCCUGCCCCAGCUGUGACCAACCUGAUGAAAUUGUGUUUGUGAAGCUGCUGCUAGGCUUGGAAUAAACCGUCUAUUGACUACAUCACCUCUUACGCUCAGCAAUUAGGCUUGAAAUUUGGUUCCAACAGAAGGUGAUUUAAUGCACAAAGUUAACCCUUUCCUUGAUUGCACUCUCCUGGAAGUUUACUCCUCAAUUAGAUUUGAAAGAGUCUAUUGGAUUUAGUUUUUGAGCUUAAUUGCAAAAAGGAAAAAUUGCAAGGAAAAAUGUAGUCAACAGAAGACUACAGUGAUACCUCGGGUUAUAGACACUUCAGGUUACAGACUCCGCUAACCCAGAAAUGGUACCUCGGGUUAAGAACUUUGCUUCAGGAUGAGAACAGAAAUCGGGCAGCGGGAGGCCCCAUUUGUGCUUCAGGUUAAGAACGGACCUCUGGAAUGAAUAAAGUUCUUAACCCGAGGUACCACUGUACUUUUGAGCCUAAGUGUUUGGGGGGGGGUGAGUGUGUAAGAUGUGUGCAUAGUUGCAGAGCAUGUGUGUUUGGUGCCCCCAAAGUUUAUUACAUUCCCAAAUAUGCCCACUGCCCUAAAAUAGUUGUUGACACCCUCUAAUCAACCUGUCAGGUAAUUUCACUGUCAGACCUGGGUCUGAUGAAAAGUAGAAAACAGAGCUGAGUCUCAUUAGCAUACCAAAUACUAUUCACCUUAUAGUUCUGGAUCAUUCUAUGUAAGGGUUUCACAGAUACAUAACGAGUAACAGACCUCUUUAAUACCCUGUUCAAAAUGAAGUAAUGAAACAGAAAUAUUUUCUACACCAAUAAAAGGACAAGUGAUUAAGUCAUUACCUAAACAGUUCCCAGGAAGUUAUGUGAUACAUGUGACUUCUAUGCAAACUGCAAACAAAGUUGGUUAUGGCUGCAUUUGUUAUAAUAUGUAUAAUUCAUUUGGGCAACAGGAAGGAUGGUUAGACUAAUGAUUUUUGGGGAUCUUAUUUUUUUAAGCAUAGAAUUCUUAAAAUUGAAAUGUCUUAAAAUAUACAGAAAGUAGUGAAAACACCAAGUAUACUGAUAUUUGCUGCGGGAAGUCUUUUACCUUCUAAGUAGCAAAUGUAUGUAUUUCUUGCUCUCCAGAUGUCUUUAGGAUGAGGAGUCAUUGUCUCUGUUCUGUCUGCAGGCAGUUGUAACACAAACUGCAUCAACUAAUCUGCUGCAGUGUUGCAGGAGAGAUAAGAUGAUCAUUACAUAUAUAUUUUAAUCCCAUAAUUUUUCAAAGAAGUGCUGCUCAAGAGAUUUAAUUGCACAUUAUUUUUAAAAAAGCAAUAACCUGAUGAUAAAAUAAGAAAACAAAAAGACACGUUUAAACUAUAAUGGGAAGUUAAGCAGUAGCUACACAAGUAUUCAAAAUACUUAGGAUGUAAAUGAGCUUCCUCACUGCUCCAAAAUGCACAAGUUAUUUGUACAAAGCACUACUAAGAUAGCGGCACUUAAUUUUCAUCUCCUCUUGAAAAUAUGCAUUUUGCCUUCAUAGCAAACUAUUUUGAUCAGUUGUCAAGAGUAAAUAUUUUACCUUUGUUCUUGUGUCCCUCUUUUAAAAAUGUUUUUGUUAUAACUAAAGUAAACACAUUAUUUUGAAUGUGUUUUUCUGCAAAGUAUUACCUCAUAUCUGUGAAUGUAAGAAACUGAGGUAGUAAAUGAUGAGUGCAUAGAGAAAAGCUUCUUCCCCCUCUUGAGUUUUGACAUAAAUAGUUUUGGAUAUUUAUGUGAGGGAUUUUGCAGGCUCUUAAGUCUGACAGCACCCAGGUUGGGAAAAUCUUAUCUCAGUCCUUGACCUCUCUGUUGUUGAAUUCUUUUAACUCAAGUCAUUAUUUCAGUUUGUUUUGGUUGUUUUGUGAAUCAGAAUUGAAGCACAGAUGUGUAUACAGCAAGUAAGUUAAGCAAUUUGGAUGGCAGCUGUUACUGUAUCUGGAAUAGCUUUCCCUCUUUUUCCAUUUAAAUGCUUUGAAUUCAGAAUUAUUAGCAUGAGGAGAUUUUUUGCAUUGUCCAUCUUCCUCUAACAGAAUAUCUUCAUCUCCAGGUACAAUUCUUCACUGGGGUAUGUAUUUUGUACCACAAACACUUAAAAAACAACAACAACACACUGCAUUCAGAAUAAGCCAUACAGACAAGAACGAAUGUGUGGUUCCUUGUUAGGGGCAGAGAUUAGGCUUAAGAGACAAAAACCAGGAAUGAAUGUAUCAUCAUAAUGUUUAAAACCCAAAUGUGUAUGUUUUCAAAAGUCUAGCAUUAAACUACACCUUAGUAUAACAUAUAAAAUUUAAAACCAAUUGAAAUUAAUGGGUGUGAGCUAAAGUCCAUUGAUUUCAAUGGGUUUACUCUGACUAACAUUGGAUUUUGCUGUAUAACCAAAAGUUGUGAUAAUAGAUGAUUAUUAAAUGAUUAAAGUGCCUUACAUGUUUGGUUUUUCCAAGGCCAGAAGCAAGCACUUAAUUGCAUGUGUUUCUGUGAAAUAAAAUGUAUUUUAAUAGGGUUCUAGUCCUACUAUCAUAUAGUGUCAGAUCAGAAGUAAUCAUUCUUAAUCUGUUGUACAGGUGAAUGACCUGGUUGAGAUAUUGUGCUUUAAGACUGAGCAGCUGUAAAUGAUGUGGCUGUCUAAUCAUUUUUUUUCUUAUUGGUCUUGUAAUCUAAACUGCAACUUACCAUAUUGUAAAAUGUGCAAAAGUAUUGGAUAUCUUUAAAAAACAUGCGCUUAAAGGAAGGUGUUUGGAAUGAAGGGCAACUUAUGCAUGCUUUUUUCUGUAGCGUUUACUUCAGAGGACACCUGCAAACAAGUUUUUUAUUGUUUUUUAAUGUUCUGCCUUGGAUUCCUAUUUUGAGUUUAUUGGAAACAAUGUGGUUUUAGCAGUUACUGUUUUAUGCUGUGAAACAGUAUCACUUCUUCAGCUUUCAUAAUAGUAUUUGUAAAUAAUUCUAAAAGUAGCUGCUGAUGUUAAAUCUGGUGAAAAGAUAAAAUUCUUUCAGUAAGAUAAAAGUAUGUGAUCAUUGAAUAAUUGCUCAGUUAAGAGUUUUGGGUCUUCCAGUUGUUUUCCCAGGGCACUGUUUGGAGUAGGCAGAAGAUAAAGAGCAAAGCAGUAUUUUAGUCACCAUAAUGCAAUAAGAAUUUUUGUAUCUAAGAAAACAGCUACUGGAAGAGCAGGAAUUAGUCUCUUUGAAGCAUGUGCCCUUGCUAUUCUGAAGGGUAACACCAUUUAUCUGAAAAAGAGAAUUGCAGUGCCUGCUUUUUUUAGGGUAGUUCCAUACUUUAGUGCAGCAUUGUUCUUUUGUAGUUAGCUAUACAGUGGUACCUCGAGUUAAGUACUUAAUUCGUUCCGGAGGUCCGUUCUUAACCUGAAACUGCUCUUAACCUGAGGUACCACUUUAGCUAAUGGGGCCUCCCGCUGCUGACACGCUGCCGCCGCACGAUUACUGUUCUCAUCCUGAAGCAAAGUUCUUAACCUGAGGUACUAUUUCUGGGUGAGUGGAGUCUGUAACCUGAAGCGUAUGUAACCUGAAGCGUAUGUAACCUGAAGCGUAUGUAACCCGAGGUACCACUGUAAAUGUUGUUAAAACUGAGAUUCCACACUACACUUAGUAUAGCACUGUGCUCCAUUCCUUAGCCAAGAUCCAUCUACAAUGUUUACUUAUAAGUGCCACUCAAAAGUUAUUUCCAGUGUUAAUGAAAAGUUUCCUGUUUUCAGAGUCUGUCCAUAUUUCCUUCCUUUUGAUUGUGGCCAGAAAAAAAAGUCCCGUCGUCCCCCGGGCAUAUUGCCCUCGUGUCAGUCUCUGUUUGUCCCCUGAGGAGAAAGAUUUAAUUACUAAUCAUACUACAUUAUUUUCUCUUUUUGCUUUUUAAUAGCAAAAUAGUACUAUUUUGUUGCUAUAAAAUAUUAGAGGAAAUGAUUAUACUGUACCCUCAUUAUGAGCUGAGCAGAUACUGACACUAAGGCAAUUGAUAUCACUAAUCUGCUCAUUCACCACAAAGUAUGAUAAAAAGGAAGGGGGAAGGAAAGAAGAAAGCUGUGGAUGUAUUUCCCUAAAAAUAUAGCAGUCCCAAUUGCACAAGAGUUCCUUGCCUCUUCACACGGGGCGACUGGUAAUGCAAUUGAUUUGUUUUGUAAACAAACAAACAAACAAACUACCCCUACUGCAAAUGAAGUCCGAAAAAACAAGAUAAGUCAAACCCCUGGAUUCCCAACAACAGAGUCUGGAUUCCCCAUUUUAAAAAUGGGUGAAGAAAGGGUGGCAAUCCCAGAGUAAGAAGUAGUGAUGAAGCCAUCUAAGUUGUUGUCCUGGUCCUUUGCAUCCCCAGUGGGCCUAUGCUACAUUUUGCUAUGGUUUGGGGCGCAUUCAUGAGAAGGGCUAACAACUAAGAAAGAGCUUAGCUAGCCACUAACAAUUACCUGGAGUCUGUAGAAACUUGGAGCUGUAGCUGAGCAAUUGCCAAAGCAAUUUGAUAACUAGCAGCAUUUUUAAAAAAAACCAAAAAAAAUCACUUGUUUGCAGCCAGUAUACAGGCUAAGUUUCAUACUUAAUAAGCUGUCAGGAUGUCUGUUUAAAAGUGCAUUAUGCAUUAUAGAAAUUGUGGCUUGAGCAAGGUGGUGUUGGCCCACUCCUUAGCCCUCAAAGACCUUUCUAGUAUUAGAAUAUGGGUAUGUUUAGAACAAAGACCUUUUGAGAGGAUUAUAAUGAAUGCAGCCAUAAUGGAUUGCUUUUAUGUUGGCACAAUGGCUACCUGUAUUACAGAACAUCUGUGGAGCCAUCUAGAUAAGCAAGCUAAUUUGUCAGCUGCCCCUUUUCACUUCCAAGCUAAAGGGCUGAUUCUACUUCGUUCUGUGCAGUUCAGAAAUAGUCCUGUUUUUGAUUUGAUAAUUCUUUUACUUCCCAAAUGCUAUUUUUUUAAUAACCAGGAAUACUUUAGUAAUUGUAGUAAUAGGAGAAGUGGAAUGGGGCUGAUCUAUACUGCAUUACUGAGUAAUAAAUGAGGUCUUGAAUCCAGUUCUCUACUACCACGUUGACCAGUUGUAUACCUAUACAUUUUUAAUAGGAAACAUUCAGCAAAUCAUAAUCAUGCCUAAAAUCGAACCUUGAGAGCUUGUGUACUGACAUCUCUACUUUCAGCAAAUGCAACUAAAUUGUACAUGUGAAAAGGAAGAUGAGGGAGAAAACUUAGCGCAGUGUAUGUUUAGAUGUAGAGCAGAAGUGGGAAAAUUCAGUAGUCUGGAUUUGUGAAGUGACCUUGUCCACCUUCUAUUACCUUAGCAUCUAUGAUUUCUUCUUGCUGUAGAUGCAUUGUACAAAACUGUGUCCAUUUGAAAUUGAAAUUCAGCUCCUAUAAUAUAUUUUAUUUAAAAAAAUGUAGUAGUGGGGGAAGGUACAGGAGCAGAAAAAUUAAAUGCCUCUGUUUUGAUUUAUUAUGAAUAUUAUUAACUUACAGUACUUCAGGCCACAAUCAUAGCCCUGUGUUAAGGUUGAGUGGCACAAUGAGAAAUGGGGCUAAGGGCAGUAGAUUCUAUAGCUUAUUGUUCAAAAUGGCUCAGCAGUUUGUUUGGAAACUCGGCAGUGUAGGAAAAGUGUUUGUGUGAUCUUUGCAAAAUUCAGGGUAGAAAUUAUAAGAAAUUGCUUGUUUUGAAUGAGAUAAGUAUUUGAUGAGGGACUCUGGCAUCUUGACUGAUAUUGCAAGCUUUCCUCCCAUAGACUUCGCUGUGCUGAUUUUUCUGGAGAGACUUUUGUUUCUACUGCAGGCUUUAUAAAAUGAGUUGUUUUAGGUAAAGGGUGGGUGACAUCUAGAAUGCACUUUUUACCUCUGAGUGUUGUAACAUGGUUGUAGUUUUUAAUAAAAAGGCAUUUUUCUUCUUUCAUUCUGCUUUUGUUUUAGCUCUUUUCAGCCAGAACUCACCAGAACUGAGUUCCGGCACCUCUCUGGUGGGCAACAUUGCUACUAUAACUUAUUUUUCUAGAAAAAUAGCACUGGUCCAAGCAAGAAACUUCACCAAAAUUCAGUUAAAUAAUUUGAAAAGGGCAUUUUUUGGCCAGUGUUGGUCAACAGACUUGAUUAUUCUGCUGUGCAAUGAUUUCUGUCUAUGCAAUGGUUUCUAUCUAAUGUUACCCUCUAAAACUUGAUAUUGAUAACCAAGAUUCUCAGAGACCAGGCCUUGAAGAGUUUACAGUUCAGGUAGGCCAAGAUGUUAAAAGUUAGGUGUUAAAGGAGAUGAGCGGAAAAAAUCACAGGGUAUAAGUAAAAAUAGUUUUGAGCAGUGUGUGGGAGAGCAGGAAAUAUUUCUGAUGUGCACCGCAGCUGGAUUUCUGGCAGGCAGUUUUUGUAGGCACAGCAGAGACUUCACGGAAGAAAGGUAGGCGGGAGAUUUUAGGGCGGCUAUGCUUGGUUUAGCUGCUGAAUUCCCUAUUUAAAGGAUAAUUGCCAGUUGAUCUGAAAACCUUCAGCUGGGCCUUCUCCUGUACCUUUCACAACCAUACAAUAUGCAGAAAUCAACCAGGGUGAUUGGAGGGUAUAGGAACCAACGUAAUCCCCUGCUAAUGUCACCCAAAGAACUGGUUGUUAACAGGCAGAGAUGCAGUGGCAGCCUGUAAAAGUUGGCAGUUUCAGUUUAAAAGAUGCCUGAUGAGAGAGUUGUAGACAUAGCCUUUUCAGGACUCGGGUAUAUAUUAGACCAUGUGUUUGUGCCACAUUUUGCUUCACUCCCCCACCUAAAUUCCAUCCUCAACAUCCUGUAUAUUUCUGGGAAGAAGAAUGUGGUACAGCAUACUCUUGGCAGUUGAACUAAAGACGCCAGUAGAAAUACCAUGUAAAUGUGAUAUAGGUACAUAUUUAAUUCUUUCUUAGAUUUCUUACUUACUAGUAUCCUUCAUUGCAAGGUCCCAGGGUGGGCUCUAGUUGGUAUAUCCAGGGCUUUUUUUCAGCUGGAACUUUCCAGAACUCAGUUUUGGCACCUCUCAGGUGGGCGCCAUUGCCAUUAUAAGAGAACAGGGGAGGUGUUCAUGGGGAGUUCCAGCACUCCUUUUUCUAGAAGAAUAGCACUUGGUGCAUCUAUAGUACAGCCCUAUAGUACUGCCUGCAGACCUGUAAUUUUUCAGAAUUGUACAGUGGUACCUCACAAGACGAAUGCCUCGCAAGACGGAAAACUCACAAAACGAAAGGGUUUUUCGUUUUUUGAGUUGCUUCGCAAGACGAUUUUCCCUAUGGGCUUGCUUCGCAAAACGGAAACGUCUUGCAAGUUUGUUUCCUUUUUCUUAAAACCGUUAAUACAGUUGCAACUUGACUUAGAGGAGCAACUCAUAGAACGCGGUGUGGUAGCCUUUUUUGAGGUUUUUGAAGACUUUGGUGAUUUUUGAAGCUUUUCCAAAACUUUUCCGACACCGUGCUUCGCAAGACGAAAAAAACCGCAAGACGAAAAAACUCGCGGAACGAAUUAAUUUCGUCUUGCGAGGCACCACUGUACCUGCCAUUUUAUACUGCAUCAUUUUUAUGCAGAGGCUAAUAGUGCAUCAGAGAUUAAGCACACCAUUAUUGCACAUUUUCACGUUAUGACCUUCAAGUCUUCAUUUGAACUAUGACAUGAAUCAGAUGUGAAUGUUCAAAAUAUUAUAUGCCAUUUUGCUGUUGGUAAAUAAUUUUGAGCACAGAGCAUAAUCUAAAUAAGCAGUAGAACUGAUCCCCUCCCAAUAUUUUCUAUGCAAUUUUUAAAAGUUUGAGUAGGUGUGGAACACCUUCCCUUCAGAUGUCAAGGAGACAGAGAACUACAUAACUUUUAGAAGACAUCUGAAGUCAGCCCUGUAUCAGAAAGUUUUUAAUGUUUGAUGUUUUUCUAUGUUUUAUAUAUGCUGUAAGCUGCUCAGAGUAGCUGGGGAAACUCAGCCAGAUGGGUGGGGUAUAAAUAAUAAAAUUAUUGGUAGCAGUAGUAGUAGUAGUAGUAGUAGUAGUAGUAGUAUAUUUUCCUAUUCUAAUAGGAGGCCUCUCCUUAUUGGUCACAAACUUCUUCUCACUCAUAUCUCCCUUGCAUUUUCAGUGUGUACCUACUAUUUAUCCUUUUAGAAGCAAUUACUCUUUGCCCAGCUUCCAAGGUUAUGUGGCAAUAAUACAGGGCAGAAAAGUGCCCUGGAACUGCAUUUGAGCAGGCUUCGUUACAAAUGAAGACACACAACUACAGAUUCUAACCUUUCUCUCUUCCCUCCUUCUCUUCUGAGGGGUCUGGUGUCCUAUCCAUCACUUCAGUCAUUACAGCUUGCUGGAGUCUGGGUGGGUGUGGAUGAUGAAUAGAAACUGUUUGCUGUUGAUAAGAAAAGUAUUAUUUUGGUGUAACGAUGUGAGGCACUUUCUCCUGGUGGUGCCUUCCUUCACUGUGCUACCUGAUCUCUUUAGAAGCCAGGUGAGGAAGACCUUGCUGGGAAAAUGAUUUCUAAAGCUUUCCCACUUCAUGCAAAAGGAUAUGGAUUAGUCUUGCUGUUUUUACAUUAAUGAACUGUGUUCAGCUGAAUGCAUACAUGAAAAGCAUGAAGCCCAUUCUUCUAAGAUUUCUUAGGUUGGGCAUCUAGAAAUUCCUAUCUAUAAUGGGAUAAGAUGUGUUACAUCAUUUGUACCAUACUUAAAUUCUCUGUCCCAUUUUUAAAGUUGUCAAUUAAUUUUGUCCAUUGUUUCUAGCAUUAUAUUGGGGCACUGGAUUGUUGUCUACUGCUCUUACUAUAGUAAGUGUACAAAUGAAUUUUCUUAUAAAGUGGUUUGUACCAUGUCUGAACCAAGUGUUGGCACAAGGGAAAAGUUCUCUGUACCUCUGUCAUUUCAUUGUCCUGGGAAAGCCUUUGGAGAACAGUUUCCUGUUGCUAUUUUAGACCUCACUUUUUAAGCUAGUGUUUCUGUGAAUGCAUGAUUACAGUAGAAUUUACAGUAGAAUUGGAAGUGGAAUAUUAAAGUAGCUUGAUUAGGCAAGUUGCAGACACUUCAUUUAAAGUCUACACAGGUGGCUGGGUUUGCCAUACAAGUGUAACUUGUUUCCUAGAAAUCUAAGGAUGCCUUCCAAUAUGUUGCUGCUGCUGCUGUCUUCAAAAAAUGAGCACACAUGCAAAACACUAAUGCCUAGAAAGUGGUGUUUGGAGGCAAAGUGUAAGCCUGAUCUGAGAAGAUGCCUUAGACUAAAUCAGCUCAUUGGUCCAUGUACAGUGGUACCUCGGGUUACAGACACUUCCGGUUACAGGCUCCACUAACCCAGAAAUAGUACCUCGGGUUAAGAACUUUGCUUCAGGAUGAGAACAGAAAUCGUGCGGCAGCAGCGGGAGGCUCCAUUAGCUAAAGUGGUGCCUCAGGUUAAGAACAGUUUCAGGUUAAGAAGGGACCUCCAGAACGAUUUAAGUUCUUAACCCGAAGUACCACUGUAGUUUAGUGUUGUUUCAGCAGCUACUCCCUAGGACUAUGGACAUGAAUUUUUCCAAGACUGAACCGGGGCCCUUUGGCCUGCAUAUGUUCUACCCCUGAGCUGCAGCCCAUCCUGUUCAGUGUGUUCCUGGCAUGCUUUUCCUGCCCUCCCUCCAAAGAGGCUUUGUGGGAUUGCACAAACUACAAAGAAGAAACUAGUCUUGUCUAUAACUAUUCUUAAAGUGAUCCUUUGCAAUUGUGAAUCCUGGCUACCUUUUCUGACACAGGGUUGCUGCCCGUUAGUUGGCAGAUCCUUCAGACAAACAAAAGAAAUGUGGAGAGGCGAAGCUUGUACUAAUUUAUAGUUGCCCGAAGAUUGCCUCCCCUCUAAGUUAACUGUGUGCUAACCCUCUCACGAGGAGCAAGCCGGGCUCUAGCUCUUUGCCCAGUGGUGGAGCAUGAAGGAGAAGUGAAGUGAUGAACCAGGAACGACACCUUUGGGUCAUAGUAGAUAAUGUAAAAUGGUGCAUGUCGGGGCAAAAUAUCUUUAUUUCACAUAUACACAUAUGGGAUGUGAACUGGUGGUGAUGGACCAGGAAUUGAGACCUUGGGGUCAUAGGAGAUAGCUUACUGAAGAUGUUGACCUAGUGUGUGGCGGCUGUGAAAAACGCAAAUUCCAUGCUAGGGAAUUGAAAAUAAAAUUGCCAAUAUCACAGUGAUAUUACACAAAUCUGUGGUGCAACCACAUUUGGAAUACUGUUCUGGUCAAUUCACCUCAAAAAGGAUAUUGUAGAGUUGAGAAAAGUUCAGAAAAGGGCAACCAAAAUGAUCAAGGGGUUGGAGCGUCUUCCCUGUGAUGAAAGGUUGCAAUGUUUGGGACUUUUUAGCUUGGUGAAAAGGUGAAUAAGAGGCAACCAUAGAAGUUUAUAAAAUUAUGUAUGACAGAGAGAAAGGAUUCCCCCUCACAUAAUGCCAGAACUCAUGGAGAUGCAAUGAAGCUGAAUUCAGGAACAGAAAGGUACUUUGGUGGCCACCAACCUAGAUGGCUUUAGAAGAGGAUUAGACAGAUUAAUGAAGGAGGAGGCUAUCAAUGGCUACCAACCACAAUGGCUGUGCUCUACCUCCACUGUUGGAAGCAGUUGUGCUUCUGAAUACCAGUUACUGGAAACCACAGGAGGGGCGAGUGCUUGCAGGUUUCCCACAGGCAUCUGGUUGGCCUCCACAAGAACAGGAUGCUGGUCUAGAUGGGCCAGUGGCUCUUCCGAUGUUCCCUGUUGAAUUGGUGCAGUGCAGGCAUGACUUUCCCAUCUCAGUGAGAGCCAAACUAGGGGAAAUGUUGGUAGAGUGAGUCAACUGGAAAGAAAGAAUGCAGCCAAGGAGAUCAAAUCAAGGCUGCAUUCCUGAGGGAACAGGGUUUAACCCUUUAUGCCGGUGCCAUUUCCCACUUUUAAAAUCGCUUUCUCAGCAGCAAUUCUUUGCUCCACAGCAAGAAAAUAUGCAUGUGUCCCUCCACACCAUGGGAGGUUAACACUAAGGAAACAGUUCAAGGGGAAAAAUUAACCCCCCUCUCUUUCUCUCAUCCAGUUUUCCUAGCUAAGUUUAUCUUCUAAAAAUAAGGGAAGCCUUGAAUCUGCUAACCUCUUCUCCAGUUUGGCCCUGUGAUUGAGGCCUGGGUGAUGUUAAUAUUGUGUGUUUUGAACUUGACUUGAAAUGUGCAAAGAGAUUAAAAUUAUGGGUUUUAAAAAUGUAUAUUUCAGUCACAUUAAUAGAUCUCAUUAAAUUCUUUAUAUUUAUGAAAAGCUAAGAACAAGAGAAGCUUAGUUUUGUUACAUACUUACAUUUUGUAACUUUCAAAAGUUAUUGGGGACAGAUAAAGCAGAAUAGACAUUGCUUUUGUAUUUAAAUGAAACUAAUUGAUAAUAAAAAAAGAUUUGUUUUAUGAGCCUGAGUUUGAAACAGUACAAAAAAAGGAAGCGAAGUAGAACUGAUUGACUAAACUCAAGUUUUUAAAAGUGAAACAAUUGCAACAGUCUAGCCUAAAUGCAGUUUCAUUGUUUCUAAUGGCUUAAGAGUUAUGAUAACUGUUUGCCAAAUUUUGCUGAUGGCUGGCAAUCAAUAGGCAUAGUCAAUACAAAUAAGGAUUAGGAAAGUAAUGCAUGACCUCAGAAUAGAGAAACACAAAUUGGAUGAAAUUUGAUAGUGCAGAGUGUAAGGUCAUGUAGUUGGGGACUAGUAAUAAGCACUUCUGCCGUCUCCUGUGGGCUCAUCAGCUAGCAGCAGAAUUGCCCAGGGAGGGAUGGGAGGCGACCUAGGGGAUUGCACAAUGACCAAAUGACAAAAAAAUGAUGCAGCUACAAAGGACGCAGGUUUGUAGCAAGUAAGGCCUUCUAAUAAUAGGUGCUAAGUAAAUAUUAAGGCGUUGGUGGGACUGACCUGGAAUAAAACAUGCAAUUUAUCUUUCCUAUUCAAGGAAGGUAACGGAAAAGCUGCAACAAAAGCACUUUAAACACACACACACACACACAGCUCUAAAACCUCAAGAUGGGAGAUAUAUUUGGUUUGGCAAAAAAAGCUGAGAGCAGGAGAUGGCUGUCCUUUGACAUGGAGGUAUUAAUACAUUAGAGAUAAUUACACGUUUGAAUGAUAGAAAAGCUAUUCAAAUAGUAAGCUAUUGUUGCUCUCUUAUCCUCAGGUGAUAAAGGAUAUGGUUUGAUUGAUCUCCUGAUAGCAUGUGUGUGUUGAAUCUAUUGCAGUUAUGAACAUGUUAGAGUAGACCAGGCACGUCCAACUUCCAAGAAACUGCGAUCUACUCCCACUAUAAAAAAAAACAACUGGCAGUGAUCUACCCAUUAGAUUGACCAGAGCUGCUCCCCCCCUUUUUUGGGAGGGGGGUCAGGAUACCACGAUCAACCAGGGACAUCCUGCAAUCGACCAGUAUAUCAUGAUCGACCGGUUGGACAGGCCAGGAGUAGACUGAUUCAGGUGUCAUGCAGAAACCAUGGUUUAACUAUAUGGUCAAAGCUUUCUGCCUGUUCAUGUUCACCCUUUCCCCUCAUAUGCCAAUUCCCCUCAGUUUGGGCAAACAGACCAUAAUUUGCUAUAGUUGAAAUGAAUUCACCUGAAUGAGGAAGGAAAGGAGCUGUAGUGUGGGGUUGGAAAAUUAGCAAGCUCAUUGUUUGGCUACCAAAUCUGUAAUGCAGUGAACAUAAAUUCGCUCCACUUUAAAAAAGUAAGCAUCUCAUAAGAUUCCUCUUAAGUUUUCCACCCUUUUUUUCCCCUAUACCGGGCUUUGACAACAAAGGGUAGCAUACAGAAAGGAGAAAGUAUGCAGUGCUGCUGAAGUGUCUGCUGUACUUUCCGGUUGACUUUCUCACGGUCCUGUUGUUUAAGUAUGUGAAGCUUUGCACAGUGUAGUGCACCCCACUAGCAACCUGAUACUUAGAGUCAGUUGGGUAGAUGCACUGCCCGCAGAGUAAGGAAAGCACUGUUACAAUUGCCCACAGUAGGCUACAUGCUGCACUUUAAAACAGGAGGCAGUUAUUUCCUAAUAGUCAUGCUGGCUAUGAAAAUUCACCACCUCAGUGAUCCAGUCUACUAAAUUAGAUUUACAUGAAGACAUUGUUUCAACGGCUUAAAAAAAGUACACUUGGAUAGUCUCACCUUCAAUAGAAAACAGAAAUUUUGUGUGUUUGUCAAUAUACAAUAUUUCUUAGCCUAAGUACAGUGGAACCUCGAUUUUUGAGCGCCUCGGAAGUUGAAUGUUUCGGCUUUCAAACACCAAAAAUCCAGAAGUAACUGCUUCAGUUUUCGAACAAUUUUGGAAGCCAAACGUGCCAUGCGGCUUCUGUUUUGAGUUCCCUAUUGUAUUGAGGCUUCUGCUUUCAGUUUUUGGUUUUUGAAUGUUUUGGAAGUCAAACGGUAUUCCAGAAUGGAUUACAUUCGAAAAUCAAGGUUCCACUGUAUAAGGAAAGGUUUUCUUUUUUCUUUUUUCUUUUUUCUUUUUUUAAAGGCUUUGGGUUUUCUAUGUUUUCAUCACCACAAUAUAUGCCAUACCUAUGAUGACUGACAGUUGAGAACAAUAUACUUUCAUUUCAUUUUAUUUUUUGCAUAAUAUAUUUAAAAGCAAUGGUAGAUAUGCAAUUGGUUUCCUAGUGGCAUUGAACCAGUGGAAGCAUCUUCUGUGAGCAUCCCCACUGGCUGGGGAGAAUGGGGGUUGUAGUCCAAAACAUAUGGGGGAGCACCAGGUUGGGGAAGGGUGCCUUAUUCCACUUUUCACCACUUGAUGCAAAGAUGCCUCAGGUGCCUGCAUUAGUUCUUCAAAGCCAGGAUUGGUAGCCAGAGUAGUCUCAUUUGUGGUUUCUUCUAGCCUUUAAGAGCAUGCAAUAGCAAGCAGAAGAGGCAGCCAUAAUUUUUCUGAAACAAAUUGGGAGGGACACAAAAAUGAGGGGACUCCCCCAUUUUUCUGGUUUAUUCCCAGGCUUUCACAUUGCUAUAAAUGAUGUUUAGGAGCUUAGCACUGUAAGCAUUCUCUGUUCUGUGUUGCUGCCUCUUUCCUCUUGUGCAUUUCCACCCUUCAAGAGUAACUGGAAGUGGGGGAAAAAAGUCAGUGAAGUGUGACACCAUUAAGUACCUAACAGGAUAAACCUGACAUAGCAUAUAUGUCUGUCUGCAGCUCAAACGUGCAUAGCUCUUGGGUAAUGAGAAAUGAAUAUGCAUUGGCAAAUGACAAGGGAGAAGGGGGUGGAAUUGCUUCGAAGAGGGAAUGUGCUUUGCUUUGAAUGACUCUGAAGAAUUCAUUAACAUAAAUGCAGUAGUCAAAUAAUACUUCCUGGCAGAUGCUUUAGAAGAAUAUUUAAAUUAUUGGACUAGUGGAGGUGGUUGUAUAUGAGCGUGUAUGCUUAGGAAUUUUAGUUAAAAUACGUGGCUAUUCUCUGACCCUAUUCUCUGCUGUAGAAAGAGGCAUUGUGGUGAUGUGAGAGUGGUAAAGACAUUUUUCUCAAGAUAGAAAAGGAAAUCUGGUGCUGCUAUCCAGUACAAUACAAUGCUGGGAAAAUUUACUAAAAAAGCAAAAUAAUAGCGUAUGAAGCUCAAAAAGACUUUUGGGUCCCAAUCAUUCUGUGCUCUGAGAGAGAUUGUUUUCUUGAACUUCUCAGCAGAUGAUGGCCAAUUAUCUAUGAGCCCCAUUCCAGACAAUAUAGAGGUACUGCUUAGUUGAGUGGUAGUCAUCCUGUUCUGGAGGUGGUGGCACUCCUCUUAAAAUGAUCAGGUGCACUGUUGGUGCACUGUUCAUUGAUCCAGCUUUGAUCAAGAGGCCUCUGUGGCUUGGAAUGCAUUUUAAUAGCUUAGGCUGAUAAGCGAAUUGCAGCCCUGCCUGCCUUCCGUUACCUGCCUGUUUGGAUCACCGCAGUGUGUUACAUGGAGUUUCCUUUGAAACAGUCCAGAAUCAGUCAGCCUGGGAAGAGGCAGCUUGAUGGUUAACCUGCACUGGACAACUGAACGUAUUAUGUCAGUGCUUCAUCAUUUGUGCUGGCUUCCAGACCAUUUCUAAGGCCAGUUCAAAGUGUUGGUUUCGACUUUGAAAGUCCAUAACAGCUUGGGACUAGGGUACUGGAAAAGUCAUCUCCUCCCAUUUUCCCUUAUCCAGUCUUAGAGAAUGGUGUCAGAUGAUGAUCUCAAAGUGGCACUGCAAAGUGAAGCAUGAUAGGUGCCCACUAUAUGGAAAGCUAUUUCAGUGAUGGUGCUAUGGCUAUGGAAUAGUCUUCCUAGGGAGGCUCACCUAGUUCCUCCUAAUUUCAGCACCAGAUAAAGGUCUCCACCCACUUCCAGGCAUCUUAAGGUUUUUAAAGAUCUCUUCUAACUUACUAAUCUUUUCAGAAUUGAGUUAACCUUGUGUUAAUGUUUCAUUGUUGGUCCCCCCCCCCUCCUUUUUUUAAAAAAAAAGAUUGAUAACUGUAAGUUAUCCAAAGAGCACUUUUUGGGGGCAGCAUGUAAUUGUUGUAAAUAAACAAGUAAAACUUCAAUCGUAACCAUUUCUCACACACUAUUCUUAGGCCAUAUGGUGUUGUAGAGUGUCUAAUGCUCAUAAAUUAGCUUUCCGUUUAUUCCAGGACCUAAUAGGAGAGUACAAAUAUAAUACCAAAGAAAAUUACAUGGAUAUGGCUCAGAUUGCCAGGACUGCUUUUUUCCUUGCCUUUAUAUGAGUAAUCUUUACUGUUUUGGUACAGAAUCGUAUAAUAUUUGUAGUUGACAGAUGCUUCAUAAAUCAGAUUUCUCUACUAUUAAGUACUAUGUCAUUCAGAAGGGACACUGGCUGUCUCAAUACUACUUCUGUCAUCAACAUUAGAGGUAGAGAUGCUGGUGAAUUGUAUUUGGAACCCAGUCAAAGUUGCACUAGACUUUUACAGGAUGUUAGGUCCGACAGAUUCCAGAAUAACCUUUUAUGUUAAUUACACAGUCUAUGGCACAUCAGUGACCUAAUGGUAAAGAAUAGCCAAUCUGAAAUGUGGUGCAUUUUGGAUCUUCCAGUCACAGAAAUCUGGAUUGCAGAGUGAAACCACAUAGCUCCACCUUGUUUCCUAAUUGAGGAGAAAUUUCCCAGCACAUUACUGAUUUGUAAGAAGCAAAGGGCUUUCCCCUCAGUGGUAACUGGCCUAUCAUCUAGAUCAAAAUGCAUUUUAUAGAGUGGCUAUUGAUUAGUUUCUCAGACUGCAUCCAUGGACAGGCGGGAGCAAUAUAAUUCAGAUGUGCAAGGCAGGGAUGGGUUUGGUACCUUGGUAAAUAAAAUUUGCAGCAUCAUUUUGACUUCAAACUAUUACUUAUAAUUUCUUAAAAUAAAAUUUAAUUAUAACUUGCUUUAAAAAAAAAAAUUUAAUCUCUGAGUGGUAUACAUAAAACAGCUACAUUAAAAUCAACAAACAUUUAACUCAGGUUUUUGGCAGGCAUCUGAACAAGUGCAACAAAGGAGUCUCCCUAAUGUCUAUAGGCAGGAGCAAGAGAUGUGCAGUUCUGUGCAUCAGCAGUGGUGGAUACCUUUGUCUUGAUGUUAAAAGGCGUGGGGGAACUUGCUAGGACUCCAAGUUACCCCUAUAAUCCCACUUGCAUGCAAGCAAAACAUAUAUUCCCAUAGUAUAAACAAGCAAAAAUAUGCAUUCUAUAUAAUACACAGGCAGUUCAGGGCAGUAAAGUCCCAUUCCUUUACACAUACAUAUAGAUUUAAGUGUUUUUAAAAUAUUUGCAAAAUAUUUUAAAAUAGUUUUGCAAUCCAGGAAAGAGGGAAAAGAAGUGUGGAGCUGAUAAUCUUGCCCUGUGACCUCACCUGCUGUGUUACCAAUGAACUUUUAAGGUAGGCUAGAUAACCAUAAGGACUAGAAACUUGAUUUAAAGAAAAAUGCUGAGAUGAUGAUGCUGAAUUCUGGCCCAUAUCAUAUUUCUACAGACACUUUUGACUGUAGUAGGAAAGCAAGGCUAGAGGUUGCCAUAUAGUUCUGUAAAUAUGGGGGGGGGGACUAUUUCCUAUAUGAAUUUCCAUCUGUUUACUUUUCCAAGAGUUUUUACUUCUCUUAUUUCCACUAGCACAUCUUCUACAGAAGAACAUACAGUAUUUGUAGCCCUUCCAGGAAUUAAAAAUAAUCUCCCAGCACCGAGGCCUCUUGAACCAGUUUUGUUAUGUGUGUAAUCUUUAAGCAUAGAACAAUAUGCCUUGACAGCUUUAAGUGGGCUAGAAACGGUGUGUGUGUGUGUGUGUGUGUGUGAGAGAGAGAGAGAGAGAGAGAGAGAAUGAUGGUGAUUUUAAAGGAAGAUAUUGGUAUAUGGAUAUAGAGCUGGCAUCUUGAUCUGAAGCUAUUGCAGAUAGCUGCGCCUGUGGUCUCGCCAAAAAAGUACUAAAAAUGGAAAAAGCACUAGAAACAUGAAAUUUCAGCUAUAUCUCACCUCAGGCAAUUCAGUUUUGUUUGGGAGUCCUGGGAAUUUUGCCUGGAAUCGGAAUUGUACAAUAAGCAGUUUUUACAGCUUUCAGUCCCUUUAUUGUUCCAUUCUCUGAUAUUUCAUUAUUUAUAUUGUACUUGACUCUUGUCUUGACACUGAAAGUAAAUGCAGCUUUCCUGCACAAAGGCGUGCGAGCCAUUUUGAUUGCAAAACGUUCUCAUCUAUCCUCAGCCAGUUUCCUUGUGGAGAAUUGCAUCUCUAGAAUGCAGAGCAAUGUGGCUGCUGAGGUAUUCAGUGCGGCAGGUGUGCUGUGUACAGCUCAGCUUGGCUUAUGCAUAUCUUCGAAAAUGUCUCUUCCUAACCCCGUCCCUCCACCACAGCUCAUGCAUUGCUGCAAAGGAGAGGGGGUUAAAACUGUUUCAGUGAAUAGAAAUUGCAGCCGAGUUUUCCGGCAGUGAUGCAAUUGUGCUGCAUUGUCCCGGUAGCUUUCACACACUCCUUCUGCAUUGUGAGCGACGGGAGUGGCUCUUCUGUUUAUCAGGGAAAUUAAAUGCAGGUCUUGGGUACACACAAUGCAACUGGAUUUCAUGGAAGUGUCAUCUUCAAUUCUUGAUGUGAAGACUUAGUGAAACUUAGAUUAUUUCUUGCAUGCCUAAGAGUCAAGUGUGAUUUUGAUUUCAUCAUCUAACCAAAUAACUAUUGCUGCCUUGAAAUAUUUAGCAGACCAGCACAACCUCAGUGUGCAAUGCUGUGCACGUUGAACUGAGUCCAAUCUUGUGGAUAUCUUUGCUUGGUAUGUUGUGCAAGUGUACAUGAUGGUACAUUAAGGAAACCUCACAAAAAGAUCUAUCCCAUGAGACAGUGUUUUGUAGUUAUAGGAGCAUUGGACCUGGAGACACAGGUUCAGAUCCUUGGCUAACUGAAAUAUAUUACUCUGCUUCUUUGUGAUCUUCAUCUACAAACUAUUUAUAUGUGGGCACAAUUCAAGGUUAUGGUUAUUGCUUUUAAAGUUAUAAAUAGAUUGUAACUUGGACAGUUCUAUCCCAUACUCUCCAAUCUGUAUUGGAGAUCCUGCUCCAGAUUUUCCUGCUGGCUGAAAUGGAGUGGAUAAGCUUAAUGGGGCAAGGUCUCUUCAAUAUCUCAAGGAGGCCUAAAUGACCCCUUUAUUUUCACCCCACCAUUUCAUUAAAGACAUAGAUUUUUAGGGAGACUUGGGUAGAGGCUGAGAGGACCCAAUCCAAUUAUCUGCUGUGCUGCUGGUGAACCUUAUUAUUCUGCUGACUGCACAGCUAGAGAUUCACUAUCAGCAUAGCUUUGCAGUAUACAGUUAAUCCUGGUGCUUUCCAAGAUGCAUAAAGCUUGCAGUGACACCUGUGUGUUUCUCAAAACCAGCCAGCUGAUUAUCUCUAAACUGCCAAGACUUGAGAAUGCUGUUGAAUGCAAUGAGAGCUUGUGUUUCCCUCAUGCUAAAUAAUACCCUGCUGUUGUUGUUGUUAUGGUUGUUAGACAAACUAAGAAAAUAUUGCAGACAAGCAUUGCGCUGCCAAGGUGAGAAUGGAGCCCUUCUAGCUAUAGAUUUUUAGUGAGCUGAAAAGGAGGAUACAUAAGACGGUGUUGGAAGGGAGGCAACCGAAUGUGCUGACUAGGGCAGAAGCAUGAGUCUGUUGUAAAGAAAGGGUUGUGUGGCGGGCAUGAUCAAGUUUAGUGAGGUGAGCAUUUAUCUGUAGAGCUGCUAUUUCACAUUUCCGCAGGUGUUCAUAAUGCAGAUGCUGUAUCGUAGUGUUGAUUGUCAUUGAGUUCCAGCUCAGUGGGAGGACGAGUGGUUUGAAAAUGCUCUUUAUUGCCAUCACAACUGAUAGCCUUUUCUUAGACAGAAUGACUUGGCCACAAGCAAGUACCCUUUGCUUUGAUCUGCUUGUUCAUUUUGACAGAUCAAUAAUAUUUGAAUUGCACAGCAUAUUUUGAAUAAAACACCCAUCUCUUACUUUUUGUGCAUGCAUGUCCGUAGUGCCUUGGCGGCGGCAUUAUUAUUAUUAUUAUUAUUACUUUAAAUUUGGCACAAUAUGUUGUGGAAAUGGCUUUGCUCCAAAAACAAUCUGGAGAUAGAGGCACAUCUGAUCAAGCAAGCAUGCAUACCAUUUUACAGUCGUACCUCGGGUUAGAUACGCUUCAGGUUACAGACUCCACUAACCCAGAAAUAGUACCUUGGGUUAAGAACUUCGCUUCAGGAUGAGAACAGAAAGCAUGCUGCGGCGGCAGCGGGAGGCCCCAUUAGCUAAAGUGGUGCUUCAGGUUAAGAACAGUUUCAGGUUAAGAACGGACCUCCAGAACGAAUUAAGUAUGUAACCAGAGGUACCACUGUAUAUGCAGUAGUCCUAGAAUCUUCCUCUUAACCCACACACUCCAAACUAGCACUGUCAAUUACUACUUGUUGUGUGAGCCACAUUCCUCUGUGCUUUGAAAUGUCUCUGCUCUGGGCAGAGGUAAAACAUAUUUCUCUCUGCUAAUCAGAAUGGCCAGUGUAGUUUUUUUUUCUAAGGAAUCUGAUAGAGAGCAAGAUUUCUACUACAUUUCUAGUAGUAAAUGCUAUGUAGUGACACUCAUUCCAGAUACAAAGAGCAGACCGAAGUUCCAUUUUUGAUGCUAACAAUACUAAUACCUGGAUGGGAGAAGUUCAGAGAACCUAUUUAUGUAAGUCUGAGUUUCUUGGAAGAAAGGUGGGAUACAAGUAAACAAAAUUAAAUGAUGGGAUAACAAAAUAAAACCCCAUAUAGUCUUGUUUUGUUGCCAUGUCCAUCACUAAAGUGGAAUUAUGAACACCAGCAGCAUUGUAUGAAUGUACAGAUAAUUACUUCAUUGUGCAGCUACAGCUUAUAUUGGUACAAAAUGUGUGUGUGUGUGCGCGCGCACACAUAUUAUAUGUGUAAAAAUUUUAAAAAUACCUACCUGGUAGCCCACUUGAUUGGAAAUCAGGUUGCACAUAUGAAGGUAUGGUGAGGAUCCAUCUUAAUUAUAUUUUCUCUCUUUUGUCUUUUCCCCACCACCUCCCUCUCAGCUGAAGCUUGAAGACCGGUCAGUGGUACCUCGGGAUGUUGUCAGACACAUGGGCUCACGGGUAAGUGCUGCUGUUUUGUGUAUAGACGCGAGAAACCAAAGCCCAGUGUUUCAGUAGUAAAUUUUGCAUAGUCUGAAUCUGCAACAUAGGAAAUACUUGGCUUUGAAUGUGACCGGACUGUAUUGUAAAAUUCAUUUGCUGUGUUUCAGGCAUGGCACACUAUAGAAUCAAACGCAGUGUCUUAACACAUUACAGCAAAAGCUGCAGCCAAAGCCAGCCAUAUUAAUAUGCAUCUUGUGCGUUGAACCUUUUGGCCAGAAUAGCAGUGUCAGCAUUGGAGGUGCAUUGCUGUAAGCCUUUCCAAAUGACGCUGUGGCUCAGAUGUUGAUUUCUGCAGAGAGCAGUUUGCACCAUUACUCAGAGUCCUGGAACAAAUGUAGCUAUAAAAUGAAAAGGUAGAUUUAAUGGUACUCUUUCAGUUUGUGUCCGAUCAGUAGCCUUAUUCAGGAUUUAGUAAACACUCUUGUUCUCUUUUCCAUGGCAAGAUGUAAGUGUGAAAUCCUGAGUCGGGGGUUUGAUGGAUUCUUAACUCAAUAUCAAACUCAAUAUUGAAAAUGCAUCUGGAUUGGGUGAGGGCAAUUAGGGGUGACACCAAGGGACACAAUACACCUUGCAGCUAAUUUGCACAGUUCAGUUUCACAUUCAGUUGCCUUGCAUGAACACUGAGGGUACCAAACACUAACCAGUGUUUGUUAUUCUCAUGGUGGAGAUGCUUUGUGAACUGUUGAAGAGGAAUUCAACACUCUCAGCCUUAUUUUGUCACCCCAGUUCAGAUGUAUGAAGUUAAAUAUUCUUGCCUUCCAUCAUAAUUUUUUUAAAGACAUGCAACACAGUGUUCAGAUGAAGAAGAGAACAAUACAUGUGCUAGGAUGCUUGGGAAUGCCUGUACUUGCCAAAAACAAGUGACGUGUAGUAGCUAACGUUGGAAACGCUCUUCCUGGAACCCUUUUUGAUGUUUCAUUCAACUGCUUUUGGUGAUCAUGAGAAUUUCUGAACCCCAACUGAUUUAAAGCCCCCCAAUUCAUGGUUAUGUUGCAGUUAGCACUUUUGUGUGUAUUGAUUGUGUUCUCAGCGGCUGCAAGAUAUUCUAUACAGGCAACGACAAGUAUAUUACCUUUUUAAGAAACAAAAUACAAAGCAUUAUGUUGGUAGCAUCAUCCAAAUGUACCUUGCCACCUCAGACCAUGAGCUGGCCGUAGUCAUUUUUAAAAGGAGAGAGCAAGACACUUGAAGAAUGGGAGAAGGAGAAGAGUGGCGUACAUAUAACAAAAUAGCUUGUACUUCUCUGAAUCACAGUCCUGACUUGUAUUACAAGUUAAUGCAGGUUAAUAUGUCAGUUGACCUGUAUUACAGUCAUACCUCUGGUUAAAUGUGCUUCAGGUUGAGCGUUUUCAGGUUACGCUCCGCGGCGACCCGGAAGUAACGGAGCGUGUUACUUCCGGGUUUCGCUGCUCGCGCAUGUGCAGAAGCUCGAAAUAACGUCACACGCAUGCGUGGAAGCAGCGAAUCGCAACCCGGAGAAGCGGGUUGCGUUCGCUUCAGGAUGCGAAUGGGGCUCCGGAAUGGAUCCCGUUCGCAUCCAGAGGUACCACUGUACAAGUUAAAAGCCCAGCAUUGGGAGUCUACUCAUUUCCCAGAAACUCAGAGCAUUCCACACCCCACCCCACCCCACGUGCAUGUAACGUCCAAAGACUUUCUGGGCCACACUAGUUCAUAAAGGUUUUACUCUUUCCCUUUGGAGUCCUCCUUCUGGAUGAACAAAGACACCUAUUUAGCAACGAGAGCAAUUUUUAAAAUGUGUUUCAGCAGUAGGUGGAGGAAGGGAGAAAAGCAUCAUCAUAUGGUUAGUGAGCUAAUUCAUAUAUUAUAAAGCACUAUCCCUCCGAAAUGUGUGUGUCUAUGUGUGUUUCCAUUAAUAGACCCUGAUGUUUGGGAACAGCUACAGAACCCAGCCAUCAGCUGCAUUUUGUAAUGGACUAUGCUCAUUAAUAAAUAAAAAUAGGUUAUUACAGCAGCUGCCAGUUGACUAAGAAUUAGUUGAGUUAUGAGUUAAUGAUGCAUCUGGGUUCAUAUCCUCUUCCUCAGCAAGCCAAACAGUAUGCAGGCACAAUUGAGCUUUCCUUUACAGUCUCAAAGCGACACAAUAAACAAGGCUUAUUUAUUAAUUAAUACUUUGCUCUGAUAUUUGUUCUGCGGAUAGCGGGCAAAAUAUCUGACAUUUCUGUAGCAUAUUUCAAGUGUUUGAAAGAGCAUGAUACCUGAAUAUUGUUACAUUAGUCUUAUCCCCAUAUUGCAAUAUAGUGAGGUUGAGAGAAUGCAGACUUUCUACAGAAAUUACCACAUUACUUUCGUUCGGCUUGUGGGUAAAAUGAAGAGACCAGUCUUGGCCUGACAGCUUACUUAUUAGGCAGUUACCAUCUAGAUUAGCAAGCAAACUUUCUAAUGAUGUACAGGGGCCCCCAACUUGCAGGGAAAGGAACCUAUAUAAACUGGGUUCCAAAGAAGGUUGGCAGGAGGUCAAGCAGGCAAAGAAUGCGGACUCAAUAAUUCUCUCAAGAAAGAAGGCAUAAAAGGGACUCUUUUUUGCUUUUUUUCUUGGGUCUUGAAUUCGUGUUCUACUGAGAAAUAGCAGGUGAAACUUUCAGGGCUGUCUGUUUCUGCACAACUUGUGUGUCCUGCAGUUGAAAAACCUUUCGUUCACCUUUCCAGGACAGCCAGUGUGGAACAGUAAUUGAUGUGAAUAUAGAGUGUGCCGUAAAACUGGUGGGGACCAACUGUAUCCUUUAUCCGGUCAACAGCAAAGAUCUUCAGAAUAUCUGGGUGAGUGUGUUUAAUACUACUUAUCCUCACACAACAGGAAAGCUAACAACUUAACAGAUUUAAUCAGGAACAGGCAGGGAUGAUGUUACAUCCCCUGAUGUGAGUGGUUUCUUUUAACAAGACUAGAGUCUUCUCUGAAGAGAGUAAUGCUUCUAAGCCCUACAUGAGAUGCAAUUCAGAGACCUGAAGGACUGCUUACUACCACAUAAACUUGUCUGCACAUUAAGAUGUAAGUUGUAAGGCACUUCCCUGGGUUCUCUUAUAUGGAUUAUGACCUUUUUGGUUGUAGUAUCCUGACUCUGGGAUGCCUUUCCUGGGGCCAAGCAAACCUAAUUUGUCUGGUACUAUAAAGACAAAGUAAAAGCCCUUAAAAACUAAUCCCAGUUUGUAACUGGCUUAGUUCUCUACUCUGACUUAAUUUUAAGGAGUUCCUUAUCUGCUGUCAUAUUUUCUAAUUGUUUUUAAUUGUUAAUCUCUGUAAACUGCUACCCUGGAACUUUUAAUAUUGAAGUAAAUAUUUGAAGUAAAUAAUGCAAUACUUGCAUUACGGCCACACUAGUUCUUUUCUGAAUAUGUUGCUAGCUUCUGUCAGACUGAGCAAAGGCUUAGACUAUAACAAAUGGGGUGAGAAGCUUCUGCAUAGUGAUUAGCUAGGAUGAUCACUUGAUCAAGGCAAUCCCACGGCAACAGCGUGAUCCUGAGCUGCAGUACAGUUAAAACAUGGUGUUAGUAAAAUCUUUAAAGAAACAAAGUAUGUACAUAAAAAAUGUACAGGAACUGGCUGCCUGUAACUUCUGAGUUCGUUUGUUCAUUCUAGAUAUUUCCUACCUUUAUUUCAUUUUUUACUGUUUUUGUCAAAGGGGGCAGGGAAUGGGUCUACAAAAUGGUUUUGGCUAUAGUCCGAAACCUUCCAAAACGAAGAUAAAUAUUUCUGCUGGUAUUCUUAACAAGGCAGAGAGAUACAACUCCAAAUUGAUUGUAAGAAAGAAGGGCAGUUGCGCUUCCUCAAUCACUUAACUGUGAUUGCGAGAUUACCCUGGAGUUUACCCAGUAUACUUGAUAUGUUACUGUUCAUCUUUCCCAUGAAAUUUGUCAGUAACACACUUUUCCAUCUCCCCAAUCUUGUAGUAUGGUGGGGUGGCGGAAAAACCUAUUUCAGUAAUCUGGGAAAUGUACAAGUGUUAAAUUCUUUUAUAUGCCGGAUGUACCCUAAUCCUGAACGUCAGUUCAUUUUAUUCCUUGAGCUGAACAAUGUUCUCUAGUUGUGAUUAAAUGAACCAAGGAAGCAGACAUCAUAACUUUCUUCUACCCCUCAGCCUUUCAUGUACGGUGACUGCAUUGCCUAUGACUGGUGGCUUGGAAAAGUGUAUGAUUUAAAGAACCAAAUCAUCCUGAAGCUCUCCAAUGGUGCCAGGUAUGUCUGUUGCUUCUGUUACAGAGCAUGCCUUUAAUUUCUUGGUUGAGUAAAUGUAAGUCAGCCUUCCCAUAUGUUUUUUUAAUUAUUAUUUCAACUCUCUUCGGCUAUACCGGCUUGAGCUGAUGGGAGUUGUCAUCCAAAACAACUGGAGGGGGCGCCGGGUUGGGGAAGGGUGGCAGAUUUCAGCUAUCAUCCUGUGCACAUUGUCUUCAUGGGAUAAGUCCCAUUAAACUUCAUAGAACGUCUGCGUAAACACUCACAGGGCCGGGCAGUUAUAUUGCUAAAGAUCUUCCUAUGCUUGUGUGCUCAGCCAUGCAGACAAGCAUCUGAGGCCCCCCCCACCAAAAGAGACUGGGUCUCUGGACUCAGGUAGUUUGGUAUGAGGAGAGAUGCUGCAACAAAUACCCAGGUCCCACAUCUUUAACACAUAAAGCCUUUAAUCUUAGCACCUUGAAUUUGACCCGGUAAGAUAUAGGCCAGACCUUGAUUUGGUCAGUGAACCUGAUCAGUAUCUCCUCCUUCUUCACAUGUGUAGCCCAACUUCGACAGCUAGGCAGAACCACCCACCAGUGAAUCAUCUGAUGUCACAAUGGCAACAGGUGAUUGACACCAGACAAAACUCAAAGCAGGUUGCUGUGACUGUCUAUCAGCUGAUCGUUGGUGACAGGAAGCCCCUUUGGAGUCUCUGCAGGGGGGCAAAAUGUUCCUAAAAAUUGAGCAUCUUGCCUUCUGUGGAGAAAGCAGUUCACCUUCAAAAUGCUUCCUCCAUUGGUUUGAAGACAAACUGCCUUCUCUAGAAAGAAAAAAAGCUCCGGUUUUAAACUGAUUUUUUCUUUCUUUCCAGAGAAAGCAGUUUGCAUUCAAAGCAUUGCAGGAAUCACUUUGAAUCUAAGCUGCUUCCUGCAGUCCCCUCGACAGCACUAGAGAGAUUCCAAAGGGGGGGGACCUCCCUUCCACAGCCAAUUCUAGUUGAUUGUUGAAGCUUUGGUAAUGCAGGGCUUUCUUCAAGCACAGACAAUCAGCUGAUAAUGGGGGGUGUCAAAGUACGUGACACAGGACUUUGCAGGUGCCGCCAAUCAGCCGAGCCCCCUUUUGAUCCAGCUACAGUUUUACUGGUCCUACACCUGAUGUCAUAUAUUACAUCAGGCAAAGGGCAGAUAAGUGAGGCUUGGGCAAAAGGGACUGGUGGGCCUAAUUAGGCCUUGCAGACUGCAGCUUCCUCACCCCUAAUAUAGGCUGCCUGUGCAAAUCCUACAAAAUUGUCGUAGGGGAUAAUAAUAAUAAUAAUAAUUUAUUUAUACCCUGCCCUUCCUGGUUCAAAAACCAGGCUCAGGGCGGCUAACAACAAAUUUAAAACACUUUAAAACACUUAAUUAUAAAAACAGCAUAAAAUACAGUAUAAAAACAUGAAUGACAAUAAAAUUUAAAAAUCAAUUAGAUAAUCCCCAUAUGAUAGUUUGAUAUGAUAUGAUAGAUAAUAUGAUAUGAUAGAUAAUAUGAUAGUUUGUCCCUGACCUGUAAUACUUCUCAAAGCAUCCCCAUACCUAUUCCAGAUUAAACACAUUGAAUAGUACUUUUUAAAUGGAAUGAUAUCCAAUAUCUUCCAUCUGCAUGGCUUAGUGUUGUUAAAUCUAGAUAUAAGAGCAUGCUAACACAUAUUUGCCAUUAAAAAAGUAGUGCUGACUCUUGCAAAAUCUCUGUGUGUGUUUUUAACAAUUAUUGCUUUUCCUUAGGUGUUCUAUGAGCACAGAGGAUGCAGCAAAGCUCUAUGAUGUCUGUCCACAUGUCAGCGACUCAGUAAGUUCCCCCUCUUUGUUAGAAUAGUUCUCUGUAGAGAUACCUUUUAUUAUAUGGGCCCCACUUGUGGGGUUCACAUCUAUCUGAUGGAUUAUCCAGUGUUUGAAAUUUGGAGGUAAGGAGCAGGCUUUGUUGCUACCACAACAAUAGUAAAGUGCCUCUUCCCCACACAGUGAUUGACAGCCUUCCAUUUAUAUGGGAGAAAGUACAUGUUUUCAUAUAAGAAUAUUUCUAUACACCAGCAGCAGCAUCAUCAUUAUUAUUACUACUUACUUACUUACUUAUUUACUUAUACUCUGCGCAUCUGACUGGGUUGCCCCAGCCACUCUGGGUGGCUUCCAACAGAAUAUAUAAAAAUACAAUGAAACAUUAUUCAUAAACAACUUCCCGAUUCAGAGCUUCCUUCAGAUGUCUUCUAAAGAUUAUAUAGUUACUUAUCUCUUUGACAUCUGAUGGGAUGGCAUUCCACAGAGUGGGUGCCACUGCUGAGAAGGCCCUCUUGCCUGGUUCCCUUAACCUCACUUCUCGCAGUGAGGGAAUCGCCAGAAGGCCCUUGGUGCUGGAUCUCAUUGUGUGAGCUGAACGAUGGGGUUGGACACUACUUUAGGUAUACAGUGCAGAGGCUGUUUAGGGCUUUAAAGGUCAGCACCAAUACUUUGGCUCCAAGUACAUUUCGGAGCACAAUUCAAUGUGGGUCUUUCAGGACUAGUGUACUGUAAUAUGGUUCCGGUGGCUGCUCCAAGUCACCAUUCUGGCAGCCACAUUCUGGAUUAGUUGUAGCCCCAUAUAGAGCACAAACACAGAACACAUCAUUAAUCAACAGAUCAGCUUACUCUCAAAUGGUGGACCAGGACCCACCAGUGGGCCUUAGGACCACAGCCUCCACAGCCCAGCCCCCUAACCACACUGUAGCAUGUGUGAAAGGAGAAUGGAAAAAGUUGCAGGAGAUGGGUACUUUUGAGUACUUUUGAGAUAUAUAUGGGAAGGGAAAAGUAUAAAAGAAAAAGCCCACACUUAGAACCUCCAAAUCAGCCUAAAAUGUGGAGGCUGAGUCACAGUGCCUCCAAAACAAAGUCUGUAUUUAAUUUGAGGAUUACUGAACUGUGAAACGCCUUACCAAAAGGAAAACGUUAUAGCAAAGAAUUUAGCAAUUUGCAAAGAUGGGUUGGAUAUCAGUAGAAAAUGUCAGUAAGUGCUCUGAGCACCUUGUGGCGGUUCCCUCAUUAUGAGAAGUGAGCCAAGCAGAGGGCCUUCCCAGUAGUGGCACCCCCCUCCCCAGUGGAACGGCCUCCCAUCAAAUGUCAAGGAAAUAAACAACUAUCUGACUUUUAGAAGACAUCUGAAUGCAGCUCUGUAUAGGGAAGUUUUUAAUGUUUGAUGCUUUACUGUGCUUAAUGUUUUUAAUUUGUUGGAAGCCUCCCAGAGUGGCUGGGGCAACCCACUCAAAUGAGCAGCGUAUAAAUAAUAAAUUAUUAUUAUCACAUUGUUGUUAUUACGGGUGUCAAAAAAUAUACAGCUCUCACAAUGUUCAGAUGUCCACCUUGCCUGUUUGAAAUUUCAUAUGUUUGGAACAAUUGUUUCCACCUUUAUAACUAGGGAAAUAGAGCCAUUGAAUGCAAGAACUCCAGAAGUCACUGAAGAUAAUUCAAUCAUAUUUUCAUGGUAGCUUUUCCAGCUUUGAAAUGCUGCUACUUGGUACGGAAGUAAUUCAAAUGAAACUAGGAGCUGUUUGUUUCUAGUACCUUACGAUGUUUCCUCCACUAUUCAUUAUCCUUCGUACCUAAGAUUUCCCUAGUUGCCUUAGAAACUGCUGUUGUGGUUGACUGUAGCAGAGAAAGAGCACUUCAGGACCAAGGAAUCCUAGAACAAGUUCUGUUCACUUAAGAAUUUUGUUAGUGACUAGCAUUGGACCGGAAUGCAGGAAUCUCAUUCCACAGGGACAAAAUGUGGUCUUAAUCAUACCUGGCUCUGACUUGCACUUCUUUCUUGUAUUGCUUCUUCUUUUCAGGGCCUCUUCUUCGAUGAUUCAUAUGGCUUUUACCCCGGGCAAGUUCUCAUUGGCCCAUCAAAAGUCUUCUCGAAUGUGCAGUGGCUUUCAGGAGUGAAACCUGUUCUUAGCACAAAGAGCAAGUUCAGAGUGGUGGUGGAAGAGGUAUGGCUCAGUGAACUUGACUGUGUUAAGGGAUCACUGCCUUGCCUGGAGUUUUCCGCAAAACAAGCUUUGUUGUGUCCUUUGAACCAAACGCGAUGAAAAAAUAUUCUACAAAAGUUUAGGAUCAAUAAUUGUUUUUAAAUUAUGUACAACUUGUGAGUGAGGACCUCAUCUAUCAUUUGUACUUUGGUUAAACUAGAAAUGACCCCAUUUUCACUUCCACUCCCUGAUUGGUUCUUUGAUUUGAGUCCCCACUCAAGCCCAGCCAUGAAAAAUCUGUAGGAUGAAAAUAGCCUUCAUUUCAUUCUUUAAUGGAAUAAAGGCAAUUUAUACAGAACAAAAAGCAAAAUUGAUUAUAAAUAAUGUAGUCACAGAAGAAAUAAAGAUAGCAAAAGGAACAAGACAAGGAUGUCCACUUUCCCCAUUAUUAUUUAUAAUGGUGUUAGAAGUUCUUUUGCAUUCGAUAAGACAAAAUAGGAAAAUAAAAGGAGUAACAAUUGGCCAAAAUGAAUAUAAAGUUAAAGCAUUUGCAGAUGAUUUGGUAAUAACGAUAGAAGAACCAAUGAACACAGCAAAAGAAGUAUUGGAAGAAAUUGAACAAUUUGGAAGAGUGGCAGGUUUUAGAUUAAAUAAGAAGAAAACGAAAAUGAUUGCGAAGAAUAUGGCAAAGUGUAAUUGAAGUAAUGCAACAACAAACAGAGAUAGAGGUGGUCAGAAAGGUGAAAUAUUUAGGAAUAUGGGUAACCCCCAAAAAUAUAGAUUUAUACAAGAACAAUUACAAACCAGUGUGGAAUGGAAUAAGAAAGGACCUAGAGGUCUGGGGAAGAAUGAAGUUGUCAUUUUGGGGUAGGAUAUCUACAAUUAAGAUGAACGUGCUCCCAAAGAUGUUAUUUUUAUUCCAGACUAUCCAUAUAAUUAAGGGAAACAAGAUUUUCAAAGAAUGGCAAAGAGCAAUUUCAAGAUAUAUUUGGCAGGGCAAAAAGCCGAGAAUUCAGUUUAAGUUAUUAACAGAUGCGCAAGAAAGAGGAGGCUUUGCCCUGCCGGACUUGAAAUUAUAUUAUGAGGCAUCUUGCCUUUGCUGGUUGAAAGACUGGAUAAAACUAGAAAACAAGGAACUGUUAGAUUUAGAGGGGUUUGAUAACAGAUUUGGGUGGCACGCGUAUUUAUGGUAUGAGAAAAAGAAAAUCCAUAAAGGUUUUGAGAGCCACAUCUUCAAAGGUCCUUUGAUUGAAGUAUGGGAUAGGUAUAAAAACCUAUUAGAACCUAAAGUACCACACUGGUUAUCUCCGUUAGAAGUCAUGAGUGUAAAGAAAAUUAAUAUGAGAGGCAAUUGCAUCACAUAUGGUCAACUGCUAUUUAAAGAAAGGGGUAAAUGGAAAAUGAAACCAUACGAACAAGUUAAAGAACAUGUAUAUGAUUGGUUGCAUCAUUUUCAAAUAAAUGAAAUGUUUAGGAAAGAUAUCAAAGAUGGUGGUUAUGCUGAUAAAGAUUCAAAAUUUCAGACUGAAAUAAUAAAUAAUGAUUACGAAAUUCAAUCCAAAAUGUACAAGCUGUUGUUAGAAUGGAAUUUAAAAGAUGAGGAAGUUAAGUCAGUAAUGAUACACUGGGCCAGAGAUGUUGGAUAUAAUAUACAAUUUGAGGAUUGGGAAAAACUAUGGAAAGAAAAUCUAAAAUUUACAGCAUGUAUGACGUUAAAAGAGAAUGUUAUGAAAAUGUUUUAUAGAUGGUAUAUAACACCGGUGAAAUUAGCAAAAAUGUAUAAGACAUGUAAUAAGUGUUGGAAAUGUAAAGAUAAAGAAGGCUCUUUUUAUCAUAUGUGGUGGGAAUGUAAGAAAGUGAAAGGCCUCUGGGAAAGGAUAUAUAAUGAAUUGAAGAAGAUUCUAAAAGAUACAUUUACAAAGAAACCCAAAGCCUUUCUGUUAGGAAUACUAGGAAAUGAGAUAAAGAGAAAGGACUGUAAAUUUUUCCAAUAUGCAGUGACUGCAGCAAGAGUGUUACUGGCUCAGAAAUGGAAACAACAGGAAAUACCGACAGUAGAAGAAUGGAGAAUGAAGCUGUUAGACUAUGCUGAGUUGGAUAAAUUGACUGGGAAAAUUAGAUACCUAAGAGACCAAAAGUUCAUCGAGGACUGGGGGAAAUUUGUGGAAUAUCUGGAAAGUAUAAGUGAGGGACAGAUAACUCUAGAGGGGUUUAAAAAAGCACUGUGAAAAACGAAGAAGUAUUGUUUAAAGAGAAAGGAAAUUAAGGGUAUAAAUAAUGACAAUAUAAAUUACGAAAUGCGCAUUUAAAAUAAUGACUAUGGAUGAUUUAUGGAGAAGCUGAAGGAAGUCCAGAAAAGAAGCAAUUUGUGAAAAUUGGAUGUGAAAAAUUUUAUGUAUGUUUUGUUUUGUUGUAAAUUAAUAAAAAAAAAUUAUUAAAAAAAGAAAGAAAAAAAAGAAAAUAGCCUUCAUUUUAGAUUGUAUCAAUGUUGGUAUAUGAAUGGAACAAUCUAAGUGAUGCCAGCUUGAUAAAAAGCAGGUUUGUUUGAAUUGUUUCCAAAAAGCAAAUAACUGCUUCUUCAUGCUAUAGCUACUUAGGUCUGAUACGGUUAUGCAGCACCAAAACCGAGAUAAUAGUCCUAGACAAACUAAAGGCAUUCUGUGAGUUGGACAAAAGAUACCAAAGUAUGUCUUAACAACUUCAGUAACAAAAUGCUACUUGAUAUUUAAUCUCGUGAAAUUUUCUAAAACCAUUGUCUUCUCUCCUCUGCCUUGUUUUCCUUAGGUGCAGGUGGUGGAGUUGAAAGUGACUUGGAUCACUAAAAGUUUCUGUCCUGGAGGAACAGAUAGUAUAAGUCCCCCACCGUCUUUAAUCACCCAAGAGAACUUGUCUAGGUAAGGAGUUCUUCAUAUUAAUACCCUAAAAGCACUCCCCAAUUAAAUUACUUUCUGCCAGAAGGCUGCUACCAGAAAAGCAAUAGUUUACUUGGAUGAAAACAAAGUUAUUGCUAUAGUAUUUAGUGCAAACAUUUGAGGUGGGAUGGUGAAUGAUCUAAUAAUCUGAAAUGGCAUGUGUACAGCUGUUUGUGUGCUGUAACAGAGCAAAGGACUUUAACAAUCUGCUUAUUUUCCUCCUGCACAUUCAAACUUCAUAGUAUGCUUCAUAUAAGAGAACAUUCCCCUUUGUCCUGCAUUAACAAAUACUUUUGCACUGUUGAAUUAAGCCUAAACCCAUGUAAAAUGAGGAAGUACUGUCAUUGUCUCCUAAACAGUCCCCCCCCCCCCAAAAAAGUUAUCAUCUUGUAAGUAUAUGAAAGCCCCUGUAGAGGUGUCAGGCAGUCCUAGGACCUUGGGGGAAACUGUAUCAGCCAGCAGUAAGGUGGUAUCACGGUCACCUUGUUUUUGACAGGGUAAAGCGCCUGGGGUGCUUUGACCAUGCUGAGCGGCAACUUGGAGAAAGGUGUCUCUAUGUGUUUCCUGAGAAGGUGGAGCCGGCAAAAAUCACAUGUGAGUGCCCAGAGAGAAACUGUGUUCUGGGAGAAGGAUCUGUUGCCAAAAAGGUACGUAUGCUGGCAUCGUUUGGCUGAUAAUAUCAAACUGCUUCACAGAACAUCAAACUUCUUUGGAAAGUUCUUUUAUUCAGAAUUUCUCUAGACUGUUUUGACAGUCUUGUUAAGAUGAUAAUCCGCUGAUGUGAUUAAGAUAAUGGUAGUGAGCUUUCGGGAACUAUGCACCCUUGUACUCCUUCUGCAGCCUCCUCUGUAUUGAGAGCACAUUUUCCCUUACCCACACGUAAGAGAAAUACUUGCACCAGUGUUGAUUGCAAUUAGAGCUUGAGUUGGUGCCCUGCUUAACCAAUAUUCUUAACCAUCUUCAGGUGCCAGAAGAAUACCAAUUAAGUGAAGUACCUGCUUAGCCUUAACCAUAAUCCAUGUCUGGUGUUCAUGUUUCCCUAAAAUAUAUGUCAGGAAGGAGGCAGUGGCUCAGUGAAACUGUGUGAUCCCACAGUUAAGAAAGCAAAUUGCCAGUAGCACUGUGGCACAAAAGAUAUGAUACUUGAUGAUCAGAGAAAAUGUGAACUUGUUGAGCUGAAUGGUCUAUAGACAGAGAGUUGUUAUGGGAUGAGUUUGCCUUCAUUUGGCAACUGUUGCAUUCAUUAGAUAAGAACUGAUUGAGAAGCGAUUUGUAACCUCCUAUGAUCAAUUUAUGUGAAAAAUAUGUUAACGGGCAUAUGAAUGUCCACCCGAUUUUGAUGCAUUCCACUGAUGGUCUCUGUCUUUAGAGUAAAUCUCUGUUGAUUGGCCCCUUCAGUGAUCCUAAAUGCGAGAUGGAGAUUUGUUUAGAAUCCACAUUGCAGGUGGUUGUUUAAAUUCUUUCAGAGAUUUCGAGUAGAAAAAAAAUUCUCUCUUUUUUUUAGCUUUGACCAUCCAACAUAUUCAUUCCACCGUUCUGAGACAGUGGCUCUGUUCUCAUGUAAUAUUUAUCCAAACCAUGACUUAGCAUGAACGCACAGGCUCCUUCCUGGAGAAGUCCCAGCUGCUUUGCUCCUCUUCUGGCCCUGUUUGCUACUGUUCUGAGCUAAACCAAUGACAUUGGCUUAGUGUGUUGUCCAAACCGGGGCUCAUGAUUGUCUAGAGCAAAACAAACCACCAGCCCUGGGUGUAGACAAAAAGAUGGAGCCAAACCAUUGCUUGGCUCAGAACAGCGCAGCAGGAGCAGAGAAUUUGAAAAGCACCCACAAUUGCCUCUCCGAGAGUCUGCACAUUCCCACUAAGGCAUGGUUUGGCUUGGUGUUAUGUGUGUAGCAGGGACUCAGCUAUACAGCUGCAAACAGAAUGUUUUACGUGUGUUGUAAGUGCAUUAUACAAAUGUGACACUAGAUGGCAGUGGCAAGCUUAUGGCAAAUUCAAUAUAUUUUUCAAAAUGCUUUUAAAAAAGCACUUUCACAGCAUUUUUUGUAUGUUUCUAGAUUCAACCCAGGUCAGUGGCUCUCUGCAAUUCACGUUGCUUAUUACCUACAUGGGAUUCCCCCCCCCCCCGAGAUUAUUCAUUCAUUUCAAUGCACAGUGAGGGGGAAAGUAACUAGCUCAGAAUUGUGUGUAUCGAUUGAAUUUAACAAGCACCUGAGAGCCAGUGUGGUGUAGUGGUUAAGAGCGGUAGUCUCGUAAUCUGGGGAACCGGGUUCGAUUCCCCGCUCCUCCACAUGCAGCUGCUGGGUGAUCUUGGGCUAGUCACACAUCUUUGAAGUCUCUCAGCCUCACUCACCUCACAGAGUGUUUGUUGUGGGGGAGGAAGGGAAAGGAGAAUGUUAGCCGCUUUGAGACUCCUUAAAGGGAGUGAAAGACGGGAUAUCAAAUCCAAACUCUUCUUCUUCUUCUUCUUCUUCUUCUUAGGUCAAGUAUGAAUAUGCAUUUGUCAUGGUUUCUGUCCCUCUCCCAUGCAUGUUUAUAUUGCUUCUACCAAGUGUAGAAAGGAAACUACACAAUUAAAAUAAUACAGCUAAGGUGUACUGUGCUAGAUAUAGCUGCCUCCUUCCUUUUUGAAGUACUUUUGGACCUUUCUGCUCUACUUAUGUUUCAGUGAAUUUAUUUUUUUUCCUGCCUAGCCUGUGGAUGUAGCUUCUUAAUACUUACAAUUGCUAAAUAUCUUCACUUUAAUAGUCAUUCAAAUAUAUUGAGGGUUUUGGUAUCUUUCCAUUAUCAGAUGUAUACCAUUCUAGCAGCUACUUUUGACAGUGAAAAAGAGUUUAACAUAUUUGUUAAUAAUGAACAAAAUAUGGAAAUUCACAUAUUUCUAAAGAAUGCUCUUAUUUAACUUGGAUAGGACAGCUUAUUAGCAUCUUCCAGUGUCUUGUUGUAAUAACGUGCUACGUUUCAUUUCUGCCCUUGUAGUUUUAGUUUAUGGACAAUUUACUCUAGCUGUUCAUAGUGCAAUUUGCUUAGCUCUGUUAGUAACAGGUAGGUCUGUGUCUCUCAUUACAGUAUUUCUUUAAUGAGAAUUUUGGGGACUACAUUCCUUAAUCCUGCUUGCAGAUCCAACCAAGUGCAGUCUACAGGCAUUAAUAGUGGUUUACCAUAGGCUCAAUUAACCCCCUGUUUUUGUGAUCUUUUUGAGGGAGGUUGUUAAGCGUCUGACAGGCCACGAAACAUGGUUGUCUGUCUGCUUAGCUCACUAGUUUAGCAGCCUGCGUUAAGUAGUUUCAUGUGUCACUAUAGUGGUAUUUUUUUCCUACAAAAUCAGAAUUUACUUCUAAGAAAAUGGAACCAAAAUUUUCUAAAUCUCCCCUUUGGGUUAAAAUAUGAAUAAGAUGCAAUCAAACUGUGAAUCAUUUCUUUGGACUUAAUUUUCCUCUUUAAAUAUUCCCAUGCUUUCAUGAAUAAUACCAAAACUGUGGUGUUUAAUAUUGCAGAUGGCCUGUCCUUGUUUCGUAUCCAACGUAAAGCCUGAAAAGGUACUGUACUAAACACUUAUUCUAUAUCUGUUUUUUAAAAGCCUUGAACUUCCUCCUGUACGGUAGCUAAGUGUCUCCAAUUUCAGCAUUCAAAUGCCACCUUCCUCCAAAAAGACUGUUAAUAUUCUAAAUAGCUUAUUUUUCCAUGUAAACUCAUCAGCAGAUUUUGACAUUUGUUGAUCUCUUUCUAGAUAAACCCACAUUGCUUAAGAAGAGUCUAUUUGUAGGUGUCAUUCUUUUUAAGUGCCAUAAUUCCUCCUCCAGGGAAAGGUUAUCUUAACCUUUUUAAGAACAGCUUAGCCAAUUCUAACUUCAUUUUGUAUAAUUUUGAUAAUCUUCUAAAUUAGUAAUAAUAAGGUUCAUGUCCGUCCGCGUGAUAGAGAUAUGCCAGGAGGAAAGUGCAUGUUUUAACAGAAAUCUGUAUAAUAUUCACGGCAACACUUAUCUCCCCAUCCUGACAGAGGAGGCCCCUGCUGGUUGAGGUCACCAGGCAGAAGGGGUGUUGGCAGGUCUUGCUCCCCUGACAACAGUGCUUUGCAUUUUGCUAUAGAAGUAGAUAAUAUCUUAUCACCUGGAGACAGGAGCAUGGCCUGCCCUUGAUGAUGGCAGUGUCUGGAAUAACUGACAUGUUUUCUCCUCUCAUGGCUGCCUUAGAUGCUGCUUAUUUCCUUUGUUACAGAACUCAGUGGGGGCAACCUAAAUGGUAUCCACUCCAGUUAGUGCAACUAAAUAUUACCAUCCAGGUUUCUAAGCUCUUCUUUGCUGUAGUGAGAGGAUUGUAGGCAUGAGGACACCUAGGGAGGGAGGAGAGCAUAAAUGCCUCCCAGACCUGGAAGUUCUCUUGUGCAAGUACCUCCUAGGGAAUUUUCUCCGCAUCAGGACUUACUCCUGGUUUUGAAACUUGGCAGGAUAUAUGUGGGAACCAGUUACUAACAUCUGGGUUGCGCAUUUACAGGGGAGAACUGACGGUGCAGAAAAAUAAUGUUUAAAGUAUUCUGCUUUCUGAUUCUCCCCCACACAUCCUCUUCUCUUUCCCCCCACCUUUUGUAUUUGCAAUAUGAGGGAAACACAGUUGGGAACCUCACUUUUCUCUGUGUUGGUAUGUGUUGACAUGACAAUACUCUGAAUUGCCUUGUGUCAGUUAUGACACAUUAUAGACUGUAAUGAGCCCAAGAACUUAGGUUUUUAUAUUGAUACUUGCCACCACAAACUAGCUGAUGGGCAGUGACUUCAAUCCUGCUUUCUGCAGGGAUCAGCUGCAGUUCCCCAUUGGGAAAGUCGGUUGCUCUUCCAAUCCAGCCAUGUCUAUACCUGCCACACACCUGAUUGCGCAUAUAAUGUCAGGUGUGGGGCAAGUGAGUGCAAUUUGGGGGAAAUUGCCCACAGGCUGGAGGUUCUCAGUCCCUAAACUAGAGUGACAGGAGUUUGGGGGGGGGGGUUAAAUGUAUAAAUUGAUUACUAAACUUUCUGUCGGGGUGUGUGGCUCUUGGGUGGAAAGAGAACAGAAUCUAGUGGGGAGUACCGUUGUCGGGGACGGUGCUCUGCUGGCUUUGAAUAAUGAAUAAGGUUUUAGUUUUAUAUUUAAUCAUAGCUGAUUCUUUGUAUUCCCUCCAUGACUUAACAUUAAGGUAUAAUGGCUUUAGAUUUAUUGCUAUGAAGCUAAAUGUAAUGUUGGGGAUAUGAAGUCCUCCUAGAAAAAGUUAAUCUUCCUCCUGGAAAGCAAGGAUAGCUUCACUACUUCGGAGACUUGUUCCUGCCACUUUUUGCAGUGCAAUUUCUGCUAAAUGCCAGUAAACGUACUUAAGAAAUAAGUUUGAACAGAAAACCAUAGUAAUGGUGCUAUUAAAAAAAAAACUUGGUGAGAGAGGUGCAUUGUAAAGGCUAGGCAACUGAGUCCCAGUUGGGCAACAUAGUAUAUUAAUAAGGCCUUCUUAAGAAUGUCUCAAGAACUAUUGUGUUUCACCUUGCCAGUGCAUUUACAGCUAAUGAACUUUUAAAGUCUCUUCCUCCACACUCUCCUCUUACUGUAUUUUCCUGGCCCCAUGCUGGCCUCUUAAGGCCUCUGUGGCCUUUGGCUACUUGUGCUUUUAUCCGCAUCACCUUGGAUACCUGAAAGUGACAUGAUGUUGUCUUGCCGGUUUGUCUUCAUUGCUCUUCUUAGUGGGCUGGACCUGCUUUGCAACAUCCAGAACUGAGUCAUUCUGAUGGAGAAACCUAGAAAUGGCCUGCCGGGGGUGUUUCCUGGGUCAGCCAGUCAUAACCACUGUGGGUUUUAGUAAUGUUGGUACAAGGACCACUCUACCUAUGCAAAAGGACUUCCUCUCCCCCUCCUCUCCCCUGUGUUCUUUGAAAUGAGCCAAUUGUACAGGCAGAAGUCCUUGUGCUAAUGGGACAAGAUUGCUGGAUGCAACCCAGUUGCUUGUUGCUUCUCAAUAGAGUGGUCACUACUCCUGUAGAGAACUCUGGGCUAGCAAGGAAGACUUGCCCUUCAGUCUUCCAGUGAAAGCAGUCUUAACUCAAGGGCCAAAAUGCUAAAGGAAAAUAGAGUCCAAGGAUUGCGUAGAAUACAAAACCGUUCAUCUGCUCAACUCAGCAGCAUGAUUAGCUCUGGCUAAAACUCUUCCUACAUCUUGGGCUGCAUCUGUUGACCAUCCUUUAUUUUCUGUAGGUGAGGAGAUUGUUGAAGAAGCAGAUAGUGAAGAUCAUGUCGAUAUCCCCAGACUCGCAGGCUGCCCUUGACCUCCCUGAAGCAGAAUCUGCUGCAGCAGGUGACCAACCAUCUGAAGAACCUAAAGCCGGCUUAAAAUGUGAACUAGAGGACUCUGCCCAUGAUGCUGUAAGCUUACAAGAAGUAAAGGAAGAGCACCUUGAUGGAACGGGAAAAGGCGUCCCUUGCGAAGCAGCUGGGCUGCAGUUGCAACCACCAUUUGUUCUGAAACGGAAUGAUGGCUCCUCAGACUACAAGCUCCAGUCAAUAGAACAGGAUGCUGACGACGAAGCAGCAGAUGACACAGACGACACCAGCUCUGUGACCUCUUCUGCCAGCUCCACAGCCUCUUCCCAAAGCGGCAGUGGCACAGGGCGCAAGAAGAGUAUCCCACUCUCCAUCAAAAACCUCAAGAGGAAGCAUAAGAAGAAGAAAACCAAGGUUUCCCGCGAGUUUAAGCCAGGCGACAGGUAAGGCUGCCCUUAAACAUGCCAUUAAAUCCUGCCAGUUCUGAGUUUUCAGUCAAAUGUGAGUGCGUGUUUAAAAUGCCCAUGGCGCAAGGAUUUGUGCAACAUCAUCAGGAUGGGUUUUUAGUUCGACGGCCUGUGUAGAACGUUCACCUUGGUCAUGUUUCAAGAGAAAUGCAAAGAGCAAACUGCAAUGACUCCAUGGAUGCCCAAUAUGAGGCGAGUGUGUGAAUUCAGGCCUCACAGAUCUCUGUAGAAUGAAUAAAAUUAACCCAGGUAAAGGCACCAGUCUGACUGCCUUUUCCCAUUCUCUGGGACCAAGUAACCCAAAACCCCAGUUUCUACUGCAGCCUUAUAAACAUCUGCCUUCCGGGAUUUAAAAAACACUUUAGGAAAGAGUAGAAUUUUAUCCAAUUUUAACUGUUCCUGCUGUGCUCGGUGCAGAGGCCAACUGGGAAGUCCAGCAGUGCCACGUCCCGUCCACCACCAGCUCCUCCAGCUUCUUCAUCCACACCUUUGCCAACAUGGUGGCAAAGGUGGCCAGUGAGGGGAGCAAGUGGGUGGGUAGUUGAGUCCAUCAGGCAGGAGAGAGAAAGAGGCCACAAUAAAUAUGCUAAGGGGGGCUCAGGAGGAUCCCAGGGGCCUGAAUGAGCUUGCAGCCGGUGACUCGGAGAUCUGCCUCAGUCUCAGCGUCCAGGCCGCUGCCAAUGGAAGGCAUGAAGCGGAGGCAGCUGGCAGGGGUGGAGGAACAGAUGUGGGGGUGGGGUGAGGGGACUCUGCUCCAGAUCCCUGCACCUCAGAAAUGGAGUCAAGGAGGGCAGAGCAAUGAAGAAAGGUAGCACUUAUUCUUUAUACAGGAUACUAGUCUCCACAAACAGGGACGCGGGUGGCGCUGUGGGUUAAACCACUGAGCCCAGGACUUGCCGAUCAGAAGGUCAGCGGUUUGAAUCCCCGCGACGGAGUGAGCUCCCGUUGCUCAGUCCCUGCUCCUGCCAACCUAGCAGUUCGAAAGCACACUAGUGCAAGUAGAUAAAUAGGUAUCGCUCCAGCGGGAAGGUAAACAGCAUUUCCGUGGCUGCUCUGGUUCGCCAGAAGCAACUUAGUCAUGUUUGCCACAUGACCCGGAAGCUGUACGCCGGCUCCCUCGGCCAAUAAAGUGAUAUGAGCGCCGCAACCCCAGAGUCGGCCACAACUGGACCUAAUGGUCAGGGGUCCCUUUACCUUUACCUAGUCUCUACAAAUACACUCCACGCUCCUAUGUAUCCUCCAUCAAGGGAAGGAAAAAGCAUUAUCCCCAUUGGUUGGCACAUUCCAUCUAGGCAAACACAGUCAAGGGCCGGUACUGGAUGUGGUUGGGGAAGGGAGAUAGAGAGGCCUGUGAAGAGUCCCAAGGAAGGGCAAAUAGAGAGGCUUGGGGGACUACGUUUAAACCAUGGGCCUAGGGUUCUCCACUCCUGCUUUAAGAAGUACUGUAUAUGAGCUGCAGUAUCAUGCCCAUUCAGCUGUAAGAUGUCAGUCCAACCUCUUUUACCACCAUUAAAAAGAGGGGGAAAUUAAGCUGCAAGGCAAUAGGCAUGUGUCACCAUUUUAAGUUUACAGUGACUAUAAGGUGGUUUAAAAUCAACUGCAUACAGUACUGACAACUAGGUUAUCUGUUAGUCACUACCCAUUGCUUCCAGCCAAUUAGAUAAAAUUGCAAGUUCAUCUUGAAUCAUGUCCUACAAGCCUAAAAAUAGAUAUAAAAGCUUUUUUAGAAAUCAAAUGGUACCCAGAAUGUUUUCUGCAGCAGCUGGCCGAGAUCAUUCUUGAGACGUUUUGGGCCACUUGUUCUUCCCAGUUAGAUAGAACAAUGGUUGGUGCUUGAUGAGAACAGAAGCUGCUGAAGCACAUAGUUGAAAGGAGCUAGUUUCAUCUGAUGUGAUUGCUAUUGGUGCGAUCAGAAGGCCCCAUUUUGUCUGACUCCACUUGCUGUAGGAGGCGUCUUCUGUAAUUCGCUGCCUUUUUUGGUCACAGGGUUGCUGUGGAAGUGGUGACCACGAUGACUUCAGCUGAUGUGAUGUGGCAGGAUGGCACAGUGGAGAAAACCAUUCGUUCCAAUGAGCUGUUUCCUGUCCAUCACUUGGACAACAACGAGUUUUGCCCUGGGGAUUUUGUGGUGGACAAAAGAGGUAAUUGGUGUGAUGUGCAUUGUUUUCACCUUUACAAUUGUGUUUUGAGUCUGGCUCUUUAGACUGCCGAUAACGUUGAAUGUAAUAACACUGGCAUCGUCCACUUUUAGCAUUUUCCCUGAAAAUCUCGUCUUGUUGAUGAACUUUGACCCUCACAAUUGUUAAAGUAAUAAAUUGGAUAAUGUGGCACCCCUUUGUAUUCGAGCAUUAGUGAAAGGUCUUUUUGCCUAUUCACCCUAUUGUAAAUUAAUUUAUCCUGGUGCUUUAAAAAAACAUACAGGUAGUCCUCCUCUUGAGAUACCAAGUACCUCAGAUACAAUAUGGCAACUGUGCCUGUUAUAUUUGGCAGAUAGAAUUUCUCCAAAGAGAAUAAGCCACUCCUCAGUUUGUGUCUAAAAUCUGUCUCCAUACAGUAUUUUCAUUAGUGGACCGUAGAUGAAAGGAAAAGGGGCUGUAUUCAUUUAAAUAGGAUUAGCACUAGCGCAGUGUGAUUUCCCUAUUCUCCUCCCCUAUGUGUGCCCCAUGCUAUCCCUAAAUCUGCUCCAGAGAGUUGGGGGAACCCUCAGACCAGAUUUAGUGGGUGCACAGGGGGAGGAGAGGGAAACAAUCCACUUAAUUCUAUCUUGAAUAUGACCCGAGGAGCGCAAGUGUUUGAAUAUUCUUUCUACUUAUCUAUUAAGAGACUUCCAGUCCAUAACAGACUCCCACGAGAGGUGGUGGACUCUCCUUCCUUUGGAGGCUUUUAAGCAGAGGUUGGAUGGACAUCUGUUAAGGAUGAUCUAGUUCAGGGGUGGCCAACUCCCAAGAGACUGCAAUCUACUCACAGAGUUAAAAACUGGCACCGAUCUACAGUGGUGCCUCGCAAGACGAAAUUAAUCCAUUCCGCGAGUCUCUUCGUCUUGCGGUUUUUUCGUCUUGCGAAGCACGGCUAUUAGCAGCUUAGCGGCUUAGCGGCUAUUAACGGCUUAGCGGCUUUAAGAAAAAGGAAACAAACUCGCAAGAACUCGCAAGACGUUUCGUCUUGCGAAGCAAGCCCAUAGGGAAAUUCGUCUUGCGGAACGACUCAAAAAACGGAAAACUCUUUCGUCUUGCGCGUUUUUCGUCUUGCGAGGCAUUCAUCUUGCGAGGCACCACUGUACUCCCUUUUUUGGGGUUCGGGUCAAAGUUGUUGAGGUUUUUUUAGGGAUACAGGUCAUAGUUGUUGACCUUUUUUAGCGGGGGGUGCAGGGCUAAAAUGUUGCACUUCUUUAGGGGAGCCAAAGUUAUUGAGCUUCUUUGGGGGGAGCCAGUGAUCUACCAGUGAACUACCUUUUGGACGUGCCUGAUCUAGUUGAGAUUCUUGUGUUGCAGGCGGUUGGACUGGAUGACCCUUGGGGUGCCUUCCAAUUCUGCAAUCCUAUGAUUCUAAUCCUUGUGGAAUAUUAGUCCUUUUCCCACUGUUGUUUGCCUAAGCCUCUAGAAAAAGAGGAUUUGACGCUUCAGUAUGCUGCUCUCUCUUAUUGGAGUCUUCUUUCUUCAAUCCUAAAUAGCACAGGGUUCUCAGGAUCCUGGGAUGUAUGGAGUGGUGCAGUCAGGUGACCAUGUUGGCCGCACCUGUGUGGUGAAAUGGUUCAAGUUGAGGCCUAGUGGAGAUGAUGUUGAGGUAAGAAGUAAAGGUCCUUGUCUUGUGUGCCCUUAUUAUGUUUAUGUGGACUUUUAUUCAUUGUACACUUCAGUAUCCUGGAAAAGCUGUAUUUAAAAGUGAUAGAUACAGCGCUGACUUUUUUCCUUUCCAGUCUUUUCCCCAAUAAACCCUAAUGCGGAUUUUAUCUUUUUUCAAUGCCAGAUCAAGGUUAGGUGUCAGAACUUAAGUAAAAAGGAGAAUGUGUGUGUUUUUCAUACUCUCAGAUCCUCUUACUGGAUCCUCCUUUAUGUUAAAUGUUAACCUGGGCGGAUUGAUUUAUUCUCAUCCUCUGUUUUGGUGCCAUGUGGGGAAGAACAGGAGCCCCGAAUGAGUGUAUUGUAGAAGGUUAGAGCUUGGUGCAGAUGGACAGGACUGUACAGUCCUCCUUUCACGGGACUCUACCACUUUAAGUGCCGACCUCUUUUAGUCAACUCUUCAGAGCUCUUUUAAAGAUUAUACAUGCACGAGACCUUGUACCAGAUAUCUCAACGCAGCAGCAUGGAGCAGAAUGUCUUGAGUUUCAGGAUGUUGUUCUUGGAAGCAUUUAGGAACAAGGAUUGGUCUUAAACAUGGUGUGUUCUUUGCCAGCUGAUUGGGGAGGAGGAGGAUGUCAGUGUGUAUGACAUCGCUGAUCACCCAGACUUCCGCUUCCGCACGACUGAUUUUGUGAUCCGCAUUGGCAAUGCGGAGGAUGGUGCUUCAGUUGGUGAAAAUGAGGUAGGUCUUGCAUGUCCUUGGGGCCUAAUACUGUGGGAGGGGGAAAUGCAGUUGCCAGAUUCCUCUGUGCCUUGGUUUGGGCUGAAAAGGAAUAGGCCGUCUUGUCCUGCUUAGUGUUCCUAAUAGACAUGCAUCCUUGCACACUUUCUAGAAGAAGGGAGGCUCUUCUCUUUCGGCACAUACAUAGAACUGAGGUCCUCCCCUUGUAGCAGAUGCAAUAGCUAACCGGAACGUAACAAUGAGGUCAGCGGAAUCUAUCGGCCGCAGAAGCGUAAAGCUUACAUAAUUUGAGUGGAGAGAUGAUACAUGCAUGAAUUAAUAGCCUAAAAGGCCAUCGUGCCUCUUCCUAAUUGCCUUCUUCAGUAAUGAAGCUGUGCAGAGAAAUCUGCAGACCUGAAACUUCUAAACAGCUUAUGAACACCAACAUAUCACUCGGCUUCGGGUACAAUUUGAAUUGGGCUUUUUAAAUUCUCGUCUCUGGCAUCGUAUUGAACAUUGCUGAGCAAGUGACAGAGACAGCCUAUUGUGAACAUGUUCAGCAUAUAUACAAGGCCAGGUUCAGCGUGGAUCAUCUCUGUGAGGAAACCACAUAAAGACGCCAUCUGCCGAGGGGGAAAAGGUUUGAAAGGCUCAAACGCCAGUUCCUCAAUCCACCGCAAGAUGGCAGCCCUGUCAAAUACUUUAAAAAUGGAUUCUUCAGAGAGACUGGAGAUGAGUAGCGCUGAGGUCGUUUUAAUGUACAGUUCACUGUCUUUGAGGUGGAUUUGUUUUGGAAAUAUCCUGCACGGGACAUCCCCCUCCGUAAAAUUGCAGCAGCAAGAAUCAUUACAAUUUCUCUUGGCUUACUCUAUCCUCCUCUUGCUUAUGCAUCCCACUUGCUUGAAGAAAGUAGUUGCUAACUGCUGGUAUUCUAGAAGGUAGAGUUCAGCUGGCUCUAAGGCUUGUUCUGUUUUGUUUCCAUAGCCCUCUGUGGGUCAGGUGGCCCGUGUGGAUUUCAGCAGCAAAGUGGAAGUUGUGUGGGCUGAUAACUCCAGGACAAUCGUUCUGCCACAGGUAAGCUGCCUCUACUUGAUGGAGCUGUUGUUCAUUGGGUCCCAUGCCUUUAUAGCAAGGAGGGGGCAUUUUGUCUGAAACUGGGAAUGCUUGUUUCUUCUCUUUCAUCAGCUCCUAGAUUUGCUUUGAAUUUGUUGAACCUUGGAAAUGGAUUGCUCUAAGUCAGGGGUCACCAGGUCAGUGACUGUGGGCACCAUGGUGCCCAUGAACAUUUUUACUUGUGCUCCUGGGCUGAUGCCCAAGACUCUGAGGUUUCAUUAAAAAAAAAAAAGACUAGUUUGUAGCCUGCCUGGAAAGAAAGCUAUGGGGCAAAACCUUCUAAACAAUUCCUGUGACAUGAGAGAGAGUAUGGUGUGGCCACUUUGUAUAUUUGACCUGGUACUGAGGAACAUUUCUUGUUGCUAUUAGACAGUGGCAGCAUCUGUGUGUGUGUGUGUGUGUGUGUGUGUGUGUGUGUGUAAAAUCAAUAUUGUGUGAUCUCACAAUCAGGACGAGCAGGACAUAGCUGAAUUCUCAUAUUAAACGUAAGCUUGUCAGGAGUGGCUUUCUCUCUAAUUUUGGGUUAAGCCAUGCGGCUUGUGGCAGCCAUUUUGUGUUAUGCCACCCCCACCCACCCCAAAAGCAGCUAUUUUGUGACUGGAGCCCUCUGCACACUCAGAGAAUUAAAAAUGUGCCCCCUGGUCCUAAAAGGUUGGCAACUGCUGCUCUGGAUGCAAGCUGCUGAUGAAACCCACUUGUGGCACUACUUUAUUCUGCAGCUGCUGCUUUAUUCUGCAGUCUAAACUUGCUGCUUCCGUUUUCGUUCUUUGCAAAGGCUAGGAUCCUUUGAAUGCCUUUGCAGGGAAUUUUUUUUACGCAAGGAGUUUUCCUAGUAGCUCCUGCCUGCAAUCUGCAGUUCCCCCUUUGUCCUUAGCCCAUCCUUUUCUAGCUUUUCUGACAUACACCUCACACGUUUUCAGAAGGUCAAUGAAGACUUCUUUUGUUUCAGUGGGCCUUUGCAUGUUGAGGCCUACAGAUUAACAAGUUAUUUGGAACUUUAGGUUGCAGCAGCGGGAACUGCUAAAUGGAGUUUUGGGUUUUCUGAUGCUGCUGACUUGUACUCUCUCUGCUGGCUUUUAACUUAAGUCAGGGAAGAGGAGCGUGUGGCCAUCCAAAUAGUGAUGGACCACAGCUCCCAUUGCCCCUGACGAUGAGUGGCCAUGCUGGCUGCGCCUGAUGGGAUUUGGAGUUCACCAACAUCUGGAGAUGCUCCCACUCCCAAUUUUAAGUGGAUCCAAGGAAUUGCGAGCAGAGUUCCACUCAUGCCGUAGGGCUUCCCCGCUCUCACCUUCCUGGGCGUGCAGACCCUUUUGUGUCCUUCCAGAAGCAUCUGCUGCAGCUUUGCAGGACCUGUUUGGAUGGUGCGCAAAGGGCUAUUUGGAUCCAAGCCAUCCUUUUCAUUUUCUCCCAUGAUUAGCUGCUUUGAGGGCUCUGUGGAGCCACCUUGAUGGGAUGGAAGGUAUAAAAUAAAACCUCAGCUAUGGCACUUGUGCCACUGAUUCCCAUGAAGGUAAUUUUUGAGUUAAAGUAGGUGUAGCAUGUAGCCCUCUCAACGCUUGCAUAGAGAGCAAGUGCAGGUAGGCACAUUUCUCCAAAAUAAACCCCAAAGGAGAAACCCAUUGCUCUAGUUCAACAGCUUUCUAAUUUUUCAUAUUUACUUGCAUGUCAAGGAACCUCUACAUAUUGCAGAAGAUUCUUUGUAAGGAGGUGCUAGGGUAUGCACACAGUUGAAGCAGGGUCCUGGUUAGGACUGUUGGCCUACGUUGUCACACAUUGCAGGGUGCAUUCAGUUCAUGCCCUCAACGCUUUUCCGAUAGCUGUGUUAUAAACACUGGUACACAGUGGAUCUCAUUGACAGAACAGAGCUUUCAAGGAAGCCCGGGGUUCAUGGAAAAGCACUGCCCUAGCAUGUCUCCACAUGCAUGAACGAUUGUAAAAUAAUACCCUUAGUUGAAUUAGAGAAAGGGAGGAGGAGCAGAUGAAAUAGAAUGGUUUGGGAAUAAGCUUAUGGGGCAGGGCAGGCAACAUGGCAACUUUCAGGUGCUGUUAGACCCCAUCUCCCAUCAGCCUCAGCCAGCAUGACCAGUGGCCCAGGAUUAUGGGAGUUUGAGUCCAACAUUUAUCUGGAGGGCAAACUGUUGACUACCCCAAGGGUUUCACUAGCUCGAACACCUGCAGUGCAGCAGCCAUGCUCCCUGCCCCCAUUUCCAGUUUUCCUGCUUCUAGAACACUGAUGAUCAGAGUGUGUGUAGCAUCCUUGCAUAAGCUGGUGUUUCUAGGUGAAAAAGAUCCGCUGGGAGAGGCAUUAUAGCUAAAUUUGUCCCAAAGCAAUGUUAGAGGAGACCGCAGUACUGAAAGCUUUUUAGCUCACGCCUGGUCUCUUCAUUUCCAGAUAGCUGCUGCGUCUCUGCUAUAGCCAGCACCCGCAGUGGUUUGCUUUUGCCUCAGAAGCCUGUUCAUGUGCAUAAAUGCUUGGCAUUCGAGGCUUUCUUUUUCUGAACCAGCAGUUCUCCUUUAAUUGCAGCAGAAUGGUCCAGUGCCUGAGCUAUGGAAGUGGGAUACAAAGCCCUCUGCUGUCUCCCUUCCCACUCCUGUCACAUGUGAUCAGAUCACAGGUCUGGCGUACACUUCCACAAAGGACAACUGUCUCCGUACAAGUCUGCACCCAACCUAUAAUAAAAGUUUAUACCGUACCGUUUUAAAAAACCCCUGUUAAUUUGAUUUAUGGUUGUAGAUUAAGGUGUACAGCAAACAGAGGUUCCCGAGGAAACUACUUCUGCAGCUACCGAUGCUUCUAUAUAUAUAUAUUUUUCCCUCCAUCAUGGCAGGGAUCUGUGAAAAGGUGUACCAAAGCCCAUAUGCAGAAGGGUAUCUGUACAUCUCAUGCAACCUCCCAGACAUCUUUGUUAAAUCCCCCUGCAGUUUGAGCAGAAAGAAAAUUGGGCUGGGUGGUGGAGGACAAGAGGGCCGUAUUCUGAAAAGUCACAUCCCUAAUAUACACAACAGAGAUCAGAAGGGGCACACCGUGGAAACAAGAGCGCUGUGGAGUGCAGCAGCCUGAGGAUUAUUCGGAUCAUAAGAACAGCUCCGUGUAGGAGGAAAGCGAUAGGCAUUUCCGUGUAGUUCACAGGUUGUCACUUUGAAAGUGGAGGCUUCAGUCCUGUUCCGACAAAAACAUCAAGCAGCUUAUCAAAAACGGCAAGGGAGAAAUGUGAUAAAUGGCAGCAUGGAGUAAAUAGACUUGUUAAGAGGAGUUCAGUAUCCUGGGAUCUUCCGUCUAGCAGAGUUAAUGCAUGCUGCUCUAGUCUGCUGCAGAUCUUCAAGCUCACUGUAGUCUUUUUAUAAACUGCUCCAGUUAACCCAGGGUGCCCUACUUUUUGAGGGUAAAGUGCUGAUUCAGAAUCCUGUAGACGGGUAUUGCAUAAGAUCUGCAGUCGAGGCAUGUAGGAUCCACCUGAAAGUCAGUCCAGUGGGAGUUUGCCUAGCGAUGGGCAAAUCUGUCCAUUUUGUUUUUUCUUAGCUACUCAUUCUUUCAAUCUCAAAUUCAUUUCUCCUCAUUUCCACAUCAGUAUGUGUGCAAUUUUUUUGAAGUCCGCAUGAAAAUUGUACAUGUUUUUGCUUAAUAUAUGAGGGAGGUUUCCACAGAGCACUAAACAGAUUGUUCCAUCAAUUUCCCCUCUCCUCCCCCUUAGCGCUUCUCUGGGGAUUCUCCCAACUUCCCCAUAGAGCUGAAUUGUGGGAGGGGGAAGCCCCAUUGCAGUGGCAGAAGUCCUUGGUCUUGCUUCCGGUUAGUUGAAUCUGGUGCUGUGUUUUGGGGUGUAGCUUUCCCUUACAAUAGAAAGCAUUUUUGUACAUGACUUUCACUAAUAUAAGUAUUUUGCACACACUUUCCCUCAUAUAUACUUUGUCCUCUUUUUAUUUAUUUAUUUUUGGUUGGAGAAGUGCAUCACACCAUUCAGAAAGAGCAGGAUAGCUGUGUUUUGGUUCGUGUGUUAUUUUAGGAAGUGACCAUCAGGUAGACUUGCAUUAAAAUGCAAACCAAACUAAUUUCUCCCCCAGUGUCUGCUUCCGAUGUGUCCUUAGCGUGAAGAAAUGCUUUUGUAGCUCAUCCCCUUUUACUGGUGGGAUGACAAACCUUUUCUUAAUUAAUGGAUCUCUCUCUCUCUCUCUCUCUCUCUCUGGCUUCUAGCAUUUGUAUAACAUAGAAUCCGAGAUGGAUGAAGAAACAGACCUUGAUUCCAUAGAUGGCAGCACGAGUGGCGCCUCCUCAGAUGAGUGGGAAGAUGAGAGUGACAGCUGGGAGACGGACAACGGCCUCAUGGAAGAUGACCACUCCAAAGCAGAGGAAGCUGAGCCCGAGGAGCCACCUGUGGAAGAGGUGAAAAAGGUGGAGGAGCAAGUUCAAGGUGCUGUGGCAAUGGCAGUGGCCGACUUGGCAGCUGAUAAAUCAGGCAAGGAAGGGACCCCAAAGAGCUUCCGAGAGUUGAAGGAGGCCAUCAAGAUCUUGGAGAGCCUGAAGAACAUGACCGUUGAGCAGCUGUUGACAGGCUACCCGACUUCUCCGACGGUCGAACCCGAGAAGCCCACCCGCGAGAAGAAGUUCCUGGAUGAUAUCAAGAAGCUGCAGGAGAAUCUGAAGAAGACCCUGGACAACGUAGCGAUUGUGGAAGAAGAAAAGAUGGAGGCCAUGGCAGAGGCAGAAAAGAAGGAAGAGAGAGAGGCGCAGACGCAGACCCCAGUGACAUCAGAGUGGCCUAGCGAGACUCCUGUGCUUUGCCAGCAGAAUGGAGGCAAGCCUGGCGUUACAUUCACCAGUGCCAAGGGGGAAGUCUUCUCUGUACUGGAGUGUGCCCCAGGUGAGUGGCAGGCAACCGCCUUUCAGGGAAGGCAGUGCUGGACAAUAAAGCGGCAGCAUCCCUCUUUCAUUCGUAGAAGCCUGUAUUUAAAGGUGGGAUAAAGGUAAACUUUGCAGAAUUUGUGUCUGUACUUCAGCAUUUGCCUCAACUUGCAUUCAGUCUCUUGCACUUAAUGGCCUGCUGCAAAUAAACAACACUUUCAAAACACAUUGCAUUUUGUUACUGUACUUAGAAGCCAUUUUAACCCAUUGUUUGGCAGCUACAACAACAACAACAAUUUAUUUAUUUAUACCCCGCCCAUCUGGCUGGGUUUCCCCAGCCACUCUGGGGGGCUCCCAACAGAAUAUGGAAAACACGAUAAAACAUCAGACCUAAACAUGGUUGCCUUCAGGUGUCUUCUAAAAGUCAGGUAGUUGUUUAUUUCCUUGACAUCUGAUGGGAGGGCAUUCCACAGGGCUGGCACCACUACCGAGAAGGCCCUCUGUCUGGUUCCUUGUAACCUUGCUUCUUGCAGUGAGGGAACCGCCAGAAGGCCCUUGGCGCUGUAGGUGUUUGUAGACUAUUACAAUUUGUAGACUGUUACACUGCAAUUACCUGCAUUUUACAAAUAUGUAUUGUAUUUUAUCAUUGCUGUUUUUCAUGAAUAAUUACAUAUUGAGUAAAAUUUAGUUUAGUAAAAGUCAGGUAGUCCUGACUUUUUACAUAGUAUAUUGGUGUGAUAACUGGCCAUGGAUUAUUCUUCUUUGUCUCUGAGAGGUGUUUUCAUGGCUGAGCUUUUUAUUUGGCCUGGGAGGAAAGAUGUGAUAGAAACACCUGCUAGCUUUUUUGACCACGAAUAGAAGGGUAGAAUAUAAGAGCCAUAUCUUUCUCCUUCUCCAACUAGCAUAAUAUUUUAAGCAAUUUCUGACCAGUAUUAGGCAAAAGCAACAUAAUCUCCUUAAGGAUAAUUGCAUGGUUGUGUGGGGUGGGAGGUUCUUUUAACCCACUGUCUUGGUUUUUUCAUUGUCCCAUUAGAUAGCCAUGCCUUUAAGAAAAUGGAAUUCCAGCCUCCAGAAGCCAAGAAGUUUUUCAGCACAGUGAGGAAAGAAAUGGCCCUGCUAGCAACCUCGUUGCCAGAUGGUAUCAUGGUCAAAACCUUUGAAGACAGAAUGGUAAGUUCACACAACCAAGAGUGUUUUGGUACUCCUCAUCCUUGUUAGAGCUGUCACCAUUGAAACACAAGCCAGGAUCCAAACAACGACUCCAUCGUCUAAGAUGCAUCCUAGUUGAAGGAACCAUAUCGUUCAUUUGUGAAGACCUUGGCCAGCCUUCAGGCAGAUAGAAAAGGGUUUCAUUUUCCUCCUGCAGCCAUCAGUCACUAGCAUCUCUGCUUCUGACUUGCUCAGCUUAUACAGCAGUUGUGAAUAAUCCCAUUAUUGUGUCCUGUGUGUUCAUCUUGCACUUUUGCAUAGAGUACAGUGUAGAAAUUUUGCAUUCAUUCAAACAUAACUGAAUGCUACAAAAAAAGAAUAAAGAGCAGAAAAAUGGCAAUAUAUUCCAGAAAACUUCCUUAAGCACCCACAAAAUUGACUGAAAUAGCCACCGUAAAUAACGAGAGGGGUUAUCUAUCACACCAAAAGAAAUCUGGCAUUCUCUUUGGCCAUGGCAAUGGCAAAUAAAUGCUUUCAAUGUUGCAUUCUGUUACACCAGCAAGUAAAGUAACUCUUUUGCUAACUCGACAGGAACUAAAUUCUAGGAGCUGGGUUAAGUUAAGUACUUUUGUUCUGAUAUUUUCAUAAAUGGAACAAGUGGGGGAGCAGGGGUUGAAGUUCAAUAGCUUUACCAACACAGUGCUGUUAUCUGGCAUGCAGCCCAUGUAAUGUAAUGUUGCUAUUUUCCUAGUUAACACUGCAGAGGCUCCCCGGAAGUUGAAGUUGAUUUUUCUUCAUGGAAUUAUGCUUUGGCUUGUGAUCUCUUCACAGGAUCUCUUUUCGGCACUCGUCAAAGGACCUACACGCACACCAUAUGAGGAUGGCCUCUUUUUAUUUGACAUCCAGCUUCCCAACAUCUACCCGGCUGUCCCCCCUCUUUUCCGUUACCUCUCCCAGUGUAGUGGGAGGCUAAACCCCAACUUGUAUGACAAUGGAAAAGUCUGCGUAAGCCUUUUGGGGACCUGGAUAGGCAAGGUAAUACAACUUCAAACUAUUUCCAUUGGCUCCUCCAAGUACCAUUGUAUAAAUUGCCUCAGAUUGCCCUUCUUCUUCUUCUUCUUCUUCUUCUUCUUCCUCUAAAUCUCCUUCAUCUUUUCCUCUCAAAAGACAAGGUUAGGGUGCUGUGCUAGCAGUCUGAAGAUACUACUCUAAACUACAGUUUGCUGCCCAUGCACAUAUCUCAGAAGUAUAUAUGCACCCCUUAACUGUAGCUUGCGAGUGUUAAACCAUUGGUUUAGUUAAUGGGCUCCAUAGCUUUCUGCUGGAAGGGCUUCCAUUCUCCCAGCCGGUCACAGCCACAGCUCAGAGAAGUGCUCCUAAGUUUAUGAAGGAAGCAGAACAACACAUAGCAAAAUGAUACAAGAAGCUUUUGUCAGAAAAUACUUCCUUUCUUCACGACACACUUUAGAGCUGACCUCACUAUUAAAAGCUGACAUGAUAUAUAAGUGGAAUCUCACUACUGAAAUCUGUUGUGGCUCAAAACACAAUCAUUCCACCAGAUCUUAUAUACCGUAUUUUUUGCUCUAUAAGACUCACUUUUCCCCUCCUAAAAAGUAAGGGGAAAUGUGUGUGUGUCUUAUGGAGCGAAUGCAGGCUGCGCAGCUAUCCCAGAAGCCAGGAACAGCAAGAGGGAACGCUGCUUUCGCUGCGCAGCGAUCCCUUUUGCUGUUCUGGCUUCUAGGAUUCAGAAUAUUUUUUUUCUUAUUUUCCUCCUCCAAAAACUAGGUGCGUCUUACGGUCUGGGGCAUCUUAUAGAGCGAAAAAAUACGGUGCGUUGUCGCAACAGCGCCGUCUCUUGGCUGUGUCCAGUUCUGCAGCUGCAUUGGCCUUCAUUUGGCUUGCAACGUGCAGCUCACGUAGCAGCCCUGUUCUUCAGUGCAGUGAUCUUUGGGCUAGUGGAGCAGUGUAGUCUCCGGCCACCAGGACCCAGCAAUGCUACGGGCAGCCCUUACCACAUAACUUAGAAGGUGAUGCUCUGCCAUGUGUGGCGUCACCACAGUGCUGAGCAUCAGCACAGGUCUUGGAAGCUGCCUCUAACAUAAUGCAGAUGUUACACCCAUAAUUACAUAGAAUGCCCACCCCAUCCACAUGAUAUUAAACUCAUUGUUCUCAUGUAAAGCUUUAAAAUAAAUAACAUUAAAUACAUUGGCUUACUUUUUUGUUUGUCUAUUCCAGGGCACAGAGAGGUGGACCAGUAAAUCCAGCCUUCUACAAGUACUCAUCUCAAUCCAAGGUAAAUUCCAGUGUUGGAGCAGGGGAGAAACGUGGGGCCCAAGAGUAUCCUUCAGCAAGGGAAUAUGAGAAAAUAGGUAGAAUAACCUACUUCUUCCGCAACUAGCUGACUUUGUAGGCUAAUUUCAUUACCCUAUAAUUGUGGACGCCCGUACGCAUUUACUUUCUAUUUCAUGUCCUGAAAGAAAAACCACAACCACCACCUAGACAGCUGCCAGCUCACAGAAGGAGCUGCAAGUAACUCCUUGAGCUUGGCUGCCCGUUAAAAGCCAAUAAGCAACCAAGCCAGCCCACGCAGUCUUUAUUAUUGCAUAGGUGGAUUUUGCAUCACUGUUGCUCUCUACAGGUGGGCAUUCCACAGUCUACUUGCUCCAAGGGAAGGGCCACAGUUGCAUAUGAUUCAGCACCCAACCUGGCAUGUCCAGAGGCAGGUUGGAGCGCCUACACGAGUAGCUUUGUGUGUAGGAUGCACACUUCAGGGGACAAUGGGCCUCACACAGGUAGAAGACAUUAAGAAGUGCAUUCUUCUCAUGAGAAAUUGUUGGGUGAUUUGUCCCCUAAUAUAAUUUAACGUAAUUGGUGUGCCUGGUCUAUAACCAUUUUCUCAAGAAGCUAGGAAGACUUUCAGUUAGAACAGUUCAUCUACUGGCAGUAAUUAAGGCAUCCAAAACCCAUAGAGGUAUUUUUUUCUUAAAAGAAAACUUUCCAAAAGUGCUGGCACCCUGUGGAAUUGUGCUUUAAUUUUCAUCAAAACUUUGCAUAGUGGAGGUUUCAGCUUCAUUACAUAAUGAGCCUAGUAAUUCUGGGUUAGAAUUCUGAAAUGAGUGUUAAAACCACCUUAAAUUUGGAGUAAUUGUUGGGCUUCAGAGCCUGAAUAAAUAGGGUUUUAGUUUGGUUUUUUCAAAACUGAGGUUACUUCCACCCCUCCCUUAACUUCUAAAUAGUGCUUUCAUCUUCCUGGUACAUUUAAUUCCUUGCCUUUUUUCCCUUUUCCAGCCGUGUCCCAUAGUUUGCUCUAAGGCAGCCGUGUGCAUUUCCCACAUCAUUGCAACCUUCUAAAUUCUUUUUUCUCCCUGCUCCCUCUUCUUCCUCCCCUUCCAUUUUCUCACAUCAGGGCUUAUCCUAGUCAACGAGCCUUAUUACAAUGAGGCUGGCUUUGACAGUGACCGCGGUUUGCAAGAGGGCUACGAAAACAGCCGCUGCUACAACGAGAUGGCUCUGAUCCGGGUCGUUCAGUCGAUGAUGCAGCUGCUGCGCAAGCCGGUGGAAGUCUUUGAGCAGGAGAUCUUCGAGCACUUCUGCUGCAACGGUUGGCGCCUGGUCCACCGCAUCGAGUCCUGGGUGGAGACCAACGAGCUGGUGGAAAGGAGUCAUGACCACAUCAGCCUGGGAGAGCCUUCCUUUGUGCAUUCAGCCUGCGGUGUUUUGGCAGAGAGCCCUCUAGAUGGCAUGGGGCCUCUGGGAGAGCUAGAGUUAGGGGCUGCUGCUGCCGCCGCCGCAGUUAGCCAGUUGCCUGACGGCAAGGAGGAGCUGGAAGACUCUGGUUGCGCGAUGUCGACGCUUGCUGCCAGCGACGCCCAUCAAUAUUCGGACUCGGAGAGCAUGGGCCAGGCCAGGGCAACGCACUUUGCCAGAGACCCAACGGAGGAGGGUAAAGCUGCCCAAGACUCUGCUGCUCAGCCUAGUGUGAAACCAAAGAAAAGGAGAAAGAGCUACAGGAGCUUUCUUCCGGAGAGGAGCGGCUACCCCGACAUCGGCUUCCCCCUCUUCCCACUGUCCAAGGGGUUCAUAAAGAGCAUCCGCGGAGUCUUGCAGCAGUACCGGGCUGCCUUAGUAGAGGCCAACAUCCCAGAGUGGACAGAAGACAAAUGAAACAUCAGGUUAGGGGCAGACAGACGCACAGAAAAGGAGGGGAAGCCAGGAGGAAGCAGCUAGCAACCGUUGUUAACAAUAAAUAGACUCUCAGUGCACUCAUUCCUCCUCGGCUUGGUUUGUUAUAGAGAAAGCAGAAGCUUCCAUAACUCAUUUUAGGCUCUCUCUCUUUCCCCCCUCCCACAUUCCAGGUGCCCAGGAUGGUUGAGCAACUCUGCACAGCGACACACACAUGCACACACCCACACCAUGCUCCUGUUUCCAGGUUGAUCCUGAGAGAAUAGGAGCUGUGACCUUUCCAUGCCGGAUCUUGUGCGAAGCUGGCGUUGGAUCUUCUCAACUCCUACUGGUGCAAAGGCACUCCCUCUUCCCUGGGUGAUCCUCUUGGGUGCUAUGGGUGAUCUUGAUGGUCGAGAAGGCUUUUGAUUUAAGCCUGGGGAGAGCCUUGUUUUUAUAUCUUGUGAGGAAGAUGCAGUGCUGUGGUUUUAUAUCUUGUGAGGAAGAUGCAGUGCUCCUCUCUACCUUAGGACAUAAUGUCACUAAAGCCGGUCAGUUAGAAAGCCCUGAAUAGCCCACAUUUUCAGCUCUGUGCCAGUCCUGAGCGCUUUCGUGAUUUGGUUCGCUGCUGUGAGCUGAGGAGAUAAAUACCCCGGAAAUUGGUGUAGGCUUGGACUUUUGCUGCAAGAGAGCCACAAAGUGGUGAAUAUAAGGCGUUUGUUUUUGCUUGACUGUAUGGGCCACUUUGAGACAGAAGUGCUAGGUGAGCUGUCCUUGAUGUGGUCCACACUCAGCACCACCUCUCUGGCUUUCUGAGGAUUACCUGCUGUCUUAUUUAAAAUGUACAAUUUCUUCUGAACAGCAUAUCUCUUUCCACUUUGCCUUGAGAGGGGAAUAGUGCAUAUAGCGUAGCCUGCUACUCUCCUGGAUACAUGCUACACUCUGCUACCAACUCAACUCUGUACACCGAGGUACCUCAGGAUGGCGCUGGAACAACUGCAUGGUGCAGCCCACAUUUUCCGAUUUCGCCUUUCACUUAGGUGUUUGCAAAGUGGCAGCUCUGCCCGACAUUGUAUCUCCAUGGACUUACACCAACCUUAUAGCAACAAGCCUCCAUGCUAAUAUAGACAAUGGGUUUCCAUAGUCCAGCAUCCUUAAGUUACAAUUGCAGCCUUUAUUGUGAGUCACUGUUAUUUCCUAUCCCCUGAUCCUAGGCUGUGUGCAACCACCACCGCCACCUCCCUGCCGGCUGUGGUACAGAUCAUGACUGGCGAUACAUUCAUAUUUUUGCAUCCUAGAUGAGGUUACAUUCUGUUCCUUGUUCAGCGUACCCACAUCUUUGCACGGCAUCACAGUCACCCUUGUAUUUCCCUUCCUCUGAUCAUGACCUGGGUGCCCCUCUUUCACCCUCCCACUUGAAUAAUCUAGUUCUGAACAGGGUGACACGAAUCUUGUGUUUACUCGGAUAUUAGUUAGUUGUUCUAGUGUUGCAGAUUAAGAUUUGAGAGGUAGCGGUUCUCCAGUUGGGAGGCUGCAGGAUGCGAUCUUUUGUGGCCAUGCUGGUAAAAGAGCAGCAAAAGAAAUUAAGUUGACAUUAGUACCCUUUGAGGACAGGGACAAGAAAGGAUUUCUCCUUUUUUCUUUUUUGCUUGCAUUGCCAGACACUCUGUUAAUUGUGUGAAAGGGCAGACAGUGGGGGGGGGGUUCUGUCUGUGUUUCUAUGUGUCAUCACAUUCCUCAUGCAGAUGUGGUCGCGGCGCCUCUUCUCCCCAAGAGACAGAGGAAUGGGCCACGUAUUUUAUUAUGAUGACACACUAACGAAAACAAGCAAGCUUUCCCAAUCCCCCAAUCACCUAGCUGCCCACCCUGUUUUGAGAAGUGGCUACUCUUCCAUUUUGAGUAGGGGAGCAAGGUGGGAGGAGCCACAGAAGAGGAGGCAAAUGGUGCUAUGGACUGCAGAGAGCUGAGCUUCAAGGGGACUCCCUUUUUCCAGAGUGCAACUGAGAGCUGUAUCUUGGGAAGAUCUUGCUUACUCUUUCCUCCUCGGGAUCUGCUGCCAUCUUUUGCAUCCAUCAAGCACUGUCCCUUAUCCUUGCUAUCGGGCCCCACCAGAGGCAUGCACAGAAGUUUACACUUUCUUUUUCUAUAAGCUUUUGAAUAAUGUGAAGCUCUAGGUUAUGCAGUUGCUGGUGAGCACACACCGUGCAGCUAUAACCUCUUUUUGGUGUAUGUACGUAAUAAAAGAGUGAAGAGAAAUUUCCAAGAGGCAAAUGCUUAAAACACCUCAAGAAGCCAAAGCAUGAGGCACAUUGUUAGUCUUGAGAUGGGCUACAUGAUUGUGAUGUAUAAAUUUAAAAUCUUAUCUGUUUAAGUGCUGGGGAGGGAGGGGAAAGAAAUAUUACAAAGAAAAAGAAAAAAAAUUUCUAGCCUUUCUGUACAGUAUUUAAAACUGAUGGAGCUGUCAUAUUGGGGCAAUGCUUAGAGGUGUGUUACUUUUGCAGCUGUGAAUGCUUGGUUGCUUACAAUAUAUGUAUAAAGUAUUGUGUGAUUAAUCUUUUUUUACUUGCAAACUUUGUUUGGCUAACUAAGAUGUAGUAAUAAAGGAGAGAAAGUGGCUUGCCAUUACGUUCUGCCGCUGUGAAUAGGUUUGGUUGUGCUUGCUGUGUCUCUGUCCAUCUGGCGAGAUUUGUAUAUAACUCAAAUUCUCAUUCGCAACUAAGAGGGAUGUAGGCAUUCCUGAAAAGGCUGGGAAAGGAGGAAGCUUCUUUGCCAGUCCAUCUAUUAUAUGUCAUCUAGGGAAGGGGGAACCAGUCCUAUAGCUUGUGAGUCACUCUCUACAUGUGUCUCCCACUGGCAAAGUUUCCCUGGAAUCCUUCCAUUUGAGACCUUUUAAGCAUAUCUGGUGUCCGAUUCUUGCUUGUCCUAUUGAGGUAUGUGUUUCAGUGUUACAUUACUUGCUUAUUUUUGAGGAAGCCCUCAAAAUCAUGUGUAGUGACUCAGGCAGUGACUACUCACUGUAUUCUGUGAGUUUCGGUGUUACUUUGCACACUAAUGACACAUCCACCUGUGUACUCACAUAGCUGGAAGUGUGUUCUAACAGCAACCCUCAGCGGUGGGCUUUACCAAAGAAAACAUGAAAAUCAUUCUCAACAUCUGUGUGUACGUACAUUUAAGAAUGGUGACAAUGACUUAGUCUGACCUUCUCCUAGGUCUCCUUUCUGAAAACCCAGGCACACACUCAGCUCUUCAACCAUAGCAACUGGAAUCUGCCCAGUUGGUGAGAGGAAUGUCAGGACACAGCAAGUCCUGUACACAUGUAAAUCCUAAUAUCCAACUCUCAGUAUUCCAUGUUGUGUCCUUGCUCAGCCUCCCUG
This is a messenger RNA of Podarcis lilfordi (Lilford's wall lizard), 66746 nucleotides long. The record is from the annotation of a GenBank genome assembly. NCBI's taxonomy places the organism in Eukaryota, Metazoa, Chordata, Lepidosauria, Squamata, Lacertidae.